GUUCCAUUCUGCGCUUCCGGCUGCGAGGCGGGGCCGUGCUCAGUGAGCGAGGAGGAGUCUGAGCUGAGAUCCGGAUCGAGAUCCCGGGGGCAGCAGCGGCAGCAGCAGACAGUGAUCCCCUCAUUCCGGACAGACAGACAGAUACAGCCCUCCCUCCUGCACCAACCGAGGAGCACCUCACAGGAGGGCAGCCAGGAGGAACCAUUGAGCCAGGUGUGUGCUGGGAGAUGGACAGAGGGUGCAUGGCUGGCAUGGGAGGCAGGGACUGCUCAGUGCAUUGUGAGGAGCACACGCUGCUUGGGAAAUCCCUGCUGGAGAAAUAGCAUGCAGAGCAUUAUAUAUAUAUAUAUAUAUAUAUAUAUAUAUAUAUAUCACCAUUAUCAGCUCUGUGACUAGCAUUCACAGUAUCCAUAUCACCAUUAUCAGCUCUGUGACUAGCAUUCACAGUAUCCAUAUCACCAUUAUCAGCUCUGGGACUAGCAUUCACAGUAUCCAUAUCACCAUUAUCAGCUCUGGGACUAGCAUUCACAGUAUCCAUAUCACCAUUAUCAGCUCUGGGACUAGCAUUCACAGUAUCCAUAUCACCAUUAUCAGCUCUGGGACUAGCAUUCACAGUAUCCAUAUCACCAUUAUCAGCUCUGGGACUAGCAUUCACAGUAUCCAUAUCACCAUUAUCAGCUCUCUGACUAGCAUUCACAGUAUCCAUAUCACCAUUAUCAGCUCUCGGACUAGCAUUCACAGUAUCCAUAUCACCAUUAUCAGCUCUGGGACUAGCAUUCACAGUAUCCAUAUCACCAUUAUCAGCUCUUUGACUAGCAUUCACAGUAUCCAUAUCACCAUUAUCAGCUCUUUGACUAGCAUUCACAGUAUCCAUAUCACCAUUAUCAGCUCUGUGACUAGCAUUCACAGUAUCCAUAUCACCAUUAUCAGCUCUGUGACUAGCAUUCACAGUAUCCAUAUCACCAUUAUCAGCUCUGUGACUAGCAUUCACAGUAUCCAUAUCACCAUUAUCAGCUCUCUGACUAGCAUUCACUGUAUCCAUAUCACCAUUAUCAGCUCUCUGACUAGCAUUCACAGUAUCCAUAUCACCAUUAUCAGCUCUCUGACUAGCAUUCACAGUAUCCAUAUCACCAUUAUCAGCUCUGGGACUAGCAUUCACAGUAUCCAUAUCACCAUUAUCAGCUCUGGGACUAGCAUUCACAGUAUCCAUAUCACCAUUAUCAGCUCUGGGACUAGCAUUCACAGUAUCCAUAUCACCAUUAUCAGCUCUGGGACUAGCAUUCACAGUAUCCAUAUCACCAUUAUCAGCUCUGGGACUAGCGUUCACAGUAUCCAUAUCACCAUUAUCAGCUCUGGGACUAGCAUUCACAGUAUCCAUAUCACCAUUAUCAGCUCUUUGACUAGCAUUCACAGUAUCCAUAUCACCAUUAUCAGCUCUGGGACUAGCGUUCACAGUAUCCAUAUCACCAUUUGACUAGCAUUCACAGUAUCCAUAUCACCAUUAUCAGCUCUUUGUGACUAGCAUUCACAGUAUCCAUAUCACCAUUAUCAGCUCUGUGACUAGCAUUCACUGUAUCCAUAUCACAUUAUCAGCUCUCUGACUAGCAUUCACUGUAUCCAUAUCACCAUUAUCAGCUCUCUGACUAGCAUUCACAGUAUCCAUAUCACCAUUAUCAGCUCUCUGACUAGCAUUCACAGUAUCCAUAUCACCAUUAUCAGCUCUGGGACUAGCAUUCACAGUAUCCAUAUCACCAUUAUCAGCUCUGGGACUAGCAUUCACAGUAUCCAUAUCACCAUUAUCAGCUCUGGGACUAGAUUCUAUCCAUAUCACCAUUAUCAGCUCUGUGACUAGCAUCACAGUAUCCAUAUCACCAUUAUCAGCUCUGGGACUAGCAUUCACAGUAUCCAUAUCACCAUUAUCAGCUCUGGGACUAGCAUUCACAGUAUCCAUAUCACCAUUAUCAGCUCUGGGACUAGCGUUCACAGUAUCCAUAUCACCAUUAUCAGCUCUGGGACUAGCGUUCACAGUAUCCAUAUCACCAUUAUCAGCUCUGGGACUAGCGUUCACAGUAUCCAUAUCACCAUUAUCAGCUCUGGGACUAGCGUUCACAGUAUCCAUAUCACCAUUAUCAGCUCUGGGACUAGCGUUCACAGUAUCCAUAUCACCAUUAUCAGCUCUGGGACUAGCGUUCACAGUAUCCAUAUCAUCAUUAUCAGCACUGGGACUAGCGUUCACAGUAUCCAUAUCAUCAUUAUCAGCACUUGGACUAGAAUUCACAGUAUCCACAUUACUAUCAGCAUUGACUAGUACUCUGAGCAUCCACAUAUAAACAUUGACUAGCAAUGGAUGGGAACCAUCUGGGCACAGACUGCACAUCAUAUUUCAUAUCUGUUUGUAGUGAACCAUUCUUGUUAUACUAGUGAUUGCUUCUGCCAGCUGAUGAUAUAAAUGGGAUAUGUCAUGCUAGGGAUUCAGUUUGCUGAUUUUAGCUGAUGCAUGGGAGUGAAUGAGACACUAUUGCUUUAUUAAUUUAUGCUACAUGCAUUGUAUACAUUAUGCGUUUGUACAGUGUUCAUAGGCUUGAAUGAAGGAAGGGUGUGUUAAGUAGGUAGGUGUGUGUGCGCGCGCAACACAUCUUAAAGUGUGAAAAUUGCAAAUAUAUCUGCUAUAGUGUGUGUGUGUGUGUGUGUGUGUGUGUGUGUGUGUGUAUCUAUCUAUCUCUGGGAUGGGACAUAUGCAUCCUUUUCUAAAAGUUGGUUAUAAAUGAUGUGCUUAAAUUUUAGAAUGUUGAAUUGAUCUGCAAACCUAAAUUGUGAUCCUUUAGACAAUGAGUGGAGAUGUUGCAUUUUUUUUUUUUAGUGUGUGUGUGUGUGUGUAUAAAAUAUAUAUUAUAUUAUAUUAUUGCCCUUUUUAUAGGUAGAUGGAUGUGCCCAGAGUGGUUGUGUGUGGGUUUUUUUUUUUUUUGUUCAUAUCCUUGCAUUGGCAAUCUUAAGAACUACUACUUAUUCAUGGUGCUAUAUUUUUAUAGGAUGUGCUUGUGUUUGGAGAUAGUUUUUAGCUUUUUGAAGUACACUAGAAGGCAUUAACCCCUUAAAAUAUUUCUGUCCAGUGUCCUUAAGGGGUUAAGGAUGGGAUGUAAAAGUGAACUGUGUGUGUCAGCUGUAUGACCUCUGCUAUUAACCCUUUCUAGGUUAUGUCCUGUGAGUCAUGCAUAUGCAAGAUUUGUUUGUUACAGGAUGUGAUGCUUAUAAUCGCUCUUUCACUAAAAAUUUACUUGCCCUCAUUUUAUUGCUUUGUAGGUGGUUUAUCUGCUCAUUAUGUCAACCAAAAAUGCAUAAAUAUUUUAUAAGUUGCCUUUCUCUAGAUCAGAGAAUAGGUUUAACUUGCACAUGAUUAUUAACAUUGUGUGUGGAAUGUUUAGUGGUGACUAAUAUAUGGCACUCCUGCUGUUGUGUUCCUGUGGUGUUCAGUUAUCCAAAAAAGAACUAAACCCAUUUGCAGGAUAAGGAUUUUGCAAGCCAUGGUCCCCAACAGCUGGAGUGCCAAAGGUUAUCUUUUACUGGUAUAGGCACAGCAUUGUGCUGGGCGCUUUCCUGUUCUGCGGCCUCCUACUGAGCCUUUGAUCUUUUCUGAAUUGGCCUGCAAGGUGUGUACAAGAAUUUUAGAGUAAUAACCUUUUUAAUAUUAACACAUUUAUUUUACCCCAUAUUGUACAUAGUGCAUUGGUGCCAUGUGCCUAAGAUUAUCAGGUUACAUGCUUUCAUCUAUACCCUGACUUCUGUCCUAAUGUCUUUCUUCAUUGUUCAUGUCCAUAAAAAAAAAAAGCUUCCCUGAGGUCUGCAGAGUGUAAAGUAAACACACGCCUCAUACAAGCCGUUCUUGCUAAUAAAUAUUUCUAUUGCUUAGCCUAUCUUUGUGGUUGCAGAUCACAUGAUAUUCUUACCUGUCCACACACAUACCAUAGACUUCUAACCUUGGGUGUUUGGCAUUGGGUGGUGUAUGUCUGAAAGCUUGUGAAUUUUUGGUUAUUAAGAUUGCUACACAUUUGUGCAAAGGUGAAAGCAGGAGGUAUGCGGUUUACACGUUGUAGACUUGAGUGACGUUUUUUAUUUAAAGGAACACUAAAGGCACCCAGACCACUUCAUUGCAAAUAAGUGUUCUGGUUUCAGUACCAUUGCGGUGUUAAACACACCUCUAGCGGCUGUCUUCCUGCCAGCCUCUAGAUGCACUUCCGCUGGUUCUCAAUUGAAUACUGCUCAUAGAGAGCAUUUGAAUGGGGCAGUGUGGCAAUUUCAUCCAGGAAGGUUGGGCAGCUGUGGCAUGACCCGCGUGGCAAGGAAGUAAAGGUAAGUAAAACUUGCCUUUUAAAAUAGGCUAAAAUUUUAGCAUUAUAAAUACAUGUUUGUAUUUGUAACUUUAAAUCCACAUUUAGGGCAGAGUAAGUGGCCUCCAAUCUGUUUCUUUUAAAACCGCAUUUUAAGACCCGCUCCCCCUUCACUUCAGUUUCUUUAAAUAAUGUAAGAUGUAGUUAGUCACCACACAGUUCAUUGUUGAGCAUUGAAAACAGAAUGGAAAACAUUUGAAAUAUAAUGCAACGAAAGACAAAUACACUUGAUGUAAAUCUCCGGUGCACCCUCCAAAAUAACUAGUGUAUAAAAAUCAUCAAGCCAAUGUAUAGUGUGCAAUCUCAUUCCUGCUAUUCCAAAGUAAUAACAUGACCUUUUUAUAGUUAAAAAUAAAUAAAUAAAAUACAUAGAUGUGGGACAUAUCGAGCAAAGUACUACUACAAAGUAAUAGACUGAUGAAACUAUAAUAGAGCCCUCACGUUAAUAAGAGCCAUCAUCAGGCUCUGUAAACCCCAACUUCUGGGUGGUAAUCUUUGUAACUGAAUAUCUAUUAAGAAUCAUAAAACUGGGACGAUAGUGCAAUUUGCCAAAUUUUUCUUAAAAACCAAGUGGUGGGACUGUCUGGUGCUCUGACCAGCUUGUCUUUGUAUUCCCAUUCAUUCAUUAGCAAUAAUCACGCAGGUUUGGAGUUCUGGCAAUGUCCUCUGGCCCCUUUACCUUGUCUUGGCUAACAAGCGCUACGUAUAUACUAUAAGCUUCUUCAAGAAGCAUAGCAGUAUUGCACAAAUGCCUGCAUAUUAUAUAAGUAAAAGAGUCUUAUUGGCUAGUUCAAUACUUACAAAAUGAACCCUGUCCUAUUUCAUUACCUUGUAUAUACAAAGUACCUGCUUUACCUAUCAACUAUUCUGUACACAAAGCAAUGCAUAUCAUUGCUUUCUAUUCCAUACCCAUCACUGAUAAAUAUGGUGAAUUAGUAAAUCACAGUAUAGGGGCAAAUGUACAUGCAACAAAUUUUAAAGCACCGCUUCAAUCAAAAAUGUUAGUUAUUUAUUAAAAUAUAUUUUAGGUCUAAAGCGGCCCUGUCUUGCCAAACUACUCUUCCUCUCUCAGAAUUUGCUCUUUUCUUCUUAUUUAUGAUCUAGUUUUCUUUAAAAAAAAAAAAGAUAAAUUAGGGACUACUUUCUUAUGUAUUUUUCCUGCACUUGACUUUCUUUGACUAAAGGAGGAGAUUAAGUCUGCUCCAUUCUGACGUCAGCGGAGCGGAAUGCGCGGCAGUGCGGUGCGCGCAUUUAAAGUGUCCAUAGAAAAGCAUUUUUCAAUGCUUUCCUAUGGACGCUCUGCGUGAUGGCGGCAUUAAAUGCCUCCAGCGUCGCAGAUGUGCCUCUAGUGGCUGUCCGGAUGACAGCCACUAGAGGCUGGCUUAACCCCAAAUGUAAACAGGCAGGGUUAACCCCUUAAGCACCAAACGUCUGGAAUAAAAGGGAAUCAUGACAUGUCACAGAUGUCAUGUGUCCUUAAGGGGUUAAACCUAGAGGGACCUGGCACCCAGACCACCUCAUUGAGCUGAAGUGGUCUGGGUGACUAUAGUGUCCCUUUAACCCCUUAAGGACACAUGACAUGUCAUGAUUCACUUUUAUUCCAGAAGUUUGGUCCUUAAAGGGUUAAAAAUAAUAAUUUUAACUGAAUUAAAAAAAAAAAAAAAAAACUAUUACCCCCUCCCGACUCCACUACAUCUAAUUGACCCCCCUAUGCCCCCCAUAUUACCUAUUUUUAAAUCUUUUAUUUUGUGUUCGGACUUAGGUCCUACGCGCCGCCAUCUUUGUGUGAGUAGAUGAAGUCCCUGUGGGACAGUCAUCUGCCCACACUAGAUUGCGCUGUGAAAUUCCCGCACAUGCCCAGUUAAACACUUGGGCAUGCGAACAGGAAUUUCAUCUAUUCAUUCGUCAGAAAGACGAAUAAAUGAAUAGAAAUUUCAAAUGAAUGAACGAAGACCUCUUCAUUCGUUUGUUUGGUUUAUUACAAGGAGGGAGCUACAGGCCCAGCAGCUCCCUACUUGUAAUAUGUAAAAAUAGAAGCGGCAGGGAGCUGUGCUCCCCGCCACUUCCUAAGCCCCCCAUGUCCUCCCUCACUCUGUGGGAGUCAAUAUUAGGGGUUUUUUUUUUUUUUUUUGAGCUGAAACGAUAAUCUGUGAACUUUCAGGCCGAUAGCCGAUAACAACGAUAUUCUGUACGUUUACCAUUUUGAAAAAAUAAACUAUUUCUAAAGGUAAAUGCACAAAUAUACAUGCCACAUGUAGUGGAUGCAGUGUGUUUAGACAGGGGAGGUGUGUGUGAAUGCCCCUACUCGCUAUGCCGUGAGUAGGGGCAUGUCUACUAAACAGUGAGCAGCCCAUGGCUGCUCACUGAUGUAAAAAAGAGAAAAGCCCCCUCCCCGUAACAAAUGCCCCAAUGGUGGGGCAUCUAUUAACUAGCGAGGGAACAUGGUCGUCUCCCCAAACCCUUGCCCCUUGCCCCUGCGAGUGGGGGGCUAUAAAAGUAAACGGGGGACAUAGGGCUCCCCUUGGCGGCAAGUGGGGACCCUAAAUGAAAAUGGGGAGGGGGGACGGGGAACCUGACAGGUGGGGGCUAAGUGUAAAUAACACACACACACUCCCACUCCCUCUCCCCCUGUUUUCAGUUUUGCUGCACUUGCUUUAAAUUUUUUAUUUUUUUAUUUUUUUUUAUAUUAAGGUAUUUUUGUUGGUCGAGAAGAGUGGGGUUGUACAGUAUAACUUGCUGAUUUGUGAUUUGCAAAUCGGUGGUUUUGAGAGAGAAUUUAUACAUUUGGCUGUAGUCCUAGCUUGCAUAUUUUAGCCUUUUUGCAUUAGGGGAAAGCGGCCUCUUUAAGAUUUAAGCAUUGUCCUUUUUACUGGAUGUAAUGGCUAGCAAUGAUCACAUUAAUGCAACCAUGCAGGCUAUAUUGGCAAGAGACAAUUGCUCACACAUGGAUGUCUGUAUGCUAACCAUACAAUCGUCCACGCUUUGUGUCACAUUGCCCUAAAUUUUGUGACACAGCACAAGGCUGUUGUUAAAGUAGAUUGUUUUCAAAUAUAUUUAUUUUAUUAGAGAGAUUUUUAUAAUAACAAAAAUAACUUUUACAAUGAAAGAAAAUACUAUAAGUUAUACAUAAAGAGUUAAUAUCAGUGUAUCCAGUCCAUAUGUAAAUCAAUGAUGAAAGUAUUGAACGUUUAAUUUAUAGUCCAUUUUUAUUGUUAAAGUAGAUUCUGUUUUGAUCCUUUACAUUUAAUAAAAUAUUAAGGAAUCUACAUCUUGUUUACAUCAUGUGUACAUACAAAUCUAAUUGUAACUGUGUUUUUUGUUUUGUUUUUGUUUUUUGUUUUGUUCUGGUUGUCUUUAUGUGAUUUAGCAUGAUAAAUACAAUAGGCUUUAUUCAAUAAACCAAAUAGCUAAACUCUGACUACAAAAGGAUUAGUUCCAAAUCAGUUCUUUUGGCCCAAUUUAUGCAGUCCUGUUAGAUACCCCAAUGACUGUUAUUCACUGAAUUGAGUUGUAAGAGAUUCUUCAGAACAAAAUGCAAACUUCGGGCAGGAAUAGCGGUGCUUAAAAUAUUCAUGUAAGUUGGCUAUUUUCUAUUUUUAGCUAUCUUAGCCUUAAAUAUACAAUCUCUGCAAGUCACAGUUUAGUGACUAAAUGUCAGUGUAUUUAAUAUUGUGUCUUUAUCUUUCAUUGCCUUUGAAAUUAGGUUUUAUUAAUUGUGCAAUGGUUUUCUGUUCCACCUACAGUCCUGUUAAUAUAACACAUUUUAACUAAAAAUCGCUUUAGACAAAUGCUCCUUUUGAAUAUGUGAAUGCUGCACAGGAAUACUUCUUAGUUUUUUGUUGUGUUAUUGAGUCUUGCUUCUCUCUGUAUUAUCCAAGUAGACUGUAAAUUUCAUACAUUCACACACAGAUGCAUAUAAAUACACUGACACAUAGACUCAUACACAAUGACACAUGCGCACACAGAUUGAUACACUUUGAUUGUGUGUGUGUAUCUGUGUCACACAUACAUAUUAUAAUUAUUAUAUUGACAGCCACCCUCCUGUUGGUUACCUUUUGUGUCCAGGAGGGUGGCUUGUGUGGGGUCCUGGUUGAGGCUGAUGGGAGUGAGCAUACAGUAGCUCACGCCAACCUCACCACUGCCUUAUGCGCUGCGCUCUGUUAGGUGGGAGGAAGUUACAGGCUGACACUGCUGGAAGCCAUCUUGGGGGAGUGGACAACGUAGGAGUUAGACCGUUCGAGAAUGGCUUUACCUUGAGGUAAGAGUGCCUCCAGGAGCCACCUGACACCAUAACUUCAUUUAGAUGAAGUUGUUUUGCUGCCUGGAGUGUCCCUUUAAGUAAUUUUUGUAUGUUGUAUAAAAUGAAGUACUUGUCGAUCUCAGCCAAUCUAUUGCUUUGUCUAUGGGAAAGCAUUGGAUUGGCUAAAAUCAUCCAUUCUGAUGUCAACCAAGUAGGUGGAUUGGGGACGGGGUCAUGGCCAGCGUACCUGCGCAGCGUUUGGAAAAGAUAUGUUUUCUUACCUGUUAUUGGGGGGGAGGGGGGAGCAAAGUGGGGCAAGCAACCUAAAUGGUAACACUAUAGUGUUUCUUAUAAUUUUGUAAUUUUCACAAAAUAUUCUUUUUAAUAUUUUUGUCCCACAAUUAUCCUUACAUGCUGUUCCUCACGUCCCUAUUGAGUACUUGAUGAAGUUUCUAGGUAUUUUGUUGACCUUGUAUAGAGCCAAGCACCAGUAUCUGUGUGGCAUUGUCUCAAAGGAUUUCUUUUAGUCAAUCCAGGCUGUGUAGAGUGGUCUAUAAAGUCAAGCGGAAGCACCCUUUUCUGUAAGUUUUGUGAGACUCUUUCCUCAUUAGUAAUCAACAUUAUGUUUGCUUAUCAAUCAGUUGAUAUAGAUUCUCUCUGUAUAAAUGUAGAGUGAUGCAGAAAAUGAUGGCCUGCUGUAAAUGAUAACCUUCUUGUGUUAGGGCUACAUGCUAACAGAGUCUAAAGGCAUGUAGAAGAUGGUCAUGUUGCUCGCAUGCUUUUUGUGUGAAAUCUGUGACCUGUUUCAGUGGGUGAAAUUUUAAUAUCCACACAGUUAUAAAGGGGACCUGUAAUCUUUCAUUUGAUGGUUGUUCCUCUUUCUGUCUCACUAAAUUCUAUUUAUGCACUUACAGGUGCAUUUUAGUUAAAAGGACACUAGGCACUCACACCACUUCAGCUCAUUGAAGUGGUAUGGAUACAGUGUCCCUAUUGCACUUAGUGCUGCAAAGUAAAACAUUGCAGUUCCAGAAACACUUCAAUGUUUACAUUGAAGCACCAGGUCUGUCUUCCAGACAGCCACUAGAGGCGCUUUCUGACGCCAGACAUACUCGCUCUGCAUGAGGGCAUCCUACGUCAGCUUUUUUCCGCUAGAAAAGCAUUGAUUCAACUCUUUCCUAUGGGGAGGCCUAACAUGUGCGCGGCACUCGCUGCGCAUGUACAUUAGCGCCCACCAACGGGGGGGGCAGAGGGAGCUUAAGUGUCACGAAUAUAGCUUUGUAUUCCUGGCACUAUAAUAUCCCUUUAACUUUUGGAUUGCAAAAUGAGAUUACCCUUCCUAAGCAUCAGUGCAGGUAGAUGGGAGAUGGGUGUGCUUGCUGUAUAAUUUAAAGUACCACGAUUGUCACCCUGGCCACUUCAUCUCAAUGAAGUGGCCUGGGUACCGUGGUCCUGUCAAUUUUAACAAAGGUUGGGGGGGGGGAGGGGGAGCCAAUUACCUUGAGGUGUUACACACCUCCAGCAUCUGCUGCAAGGACUGCAUAAAACCUUCAUUUUAUUUUUGUAGCACACACAGAGGGGACUCUAUAUAACCAAGUACUGGGACGCUAAAGUGUGGGGAAUAUAGGUUUGUGUUCCUAAUGCUCUAGUGUUUCUUUAACCACUGUUUAUGUUAGCCAGUCUGCUAAAAUAAAAAUUUUAUAUAGCUCCAACAUAUUUUGCAGCACUGUACAGUUGGAAGCAAGACAGACAUUUAAUAACAAAACAUGUUUGACAUACAGAAAUAAAGGUGAAGAGGCAAAACUGUAUAGGUUACCUGCUAAAUUGUAGUAGGGCCAAAGGGAGAAUUCAGCUCAUUAAAGGUAUGUUGUAUUAUUCUUGCAAACAAUGCUGUAGAGCAGUUUGUAAAAUGAGGUUUGUGUUCAUACAGUGAAUUUUAUUGAAAUAUCACUUUAUAGCUUAUACUGAUUAGAAACAUUAGAAAAGCUGGUAAAUUAUUGUUGACCAUGAUAAAAUAUAUACCUGAUUCUUCAUAUUGAACAAUUAUUUUUCAAUUUACUGUCACUGACAUAAUGUGGUUUUCACACAUAAUUUUUUUUUUCCCACUGGAUGCUUUCAUUCCAUUUCUAAUAUUGGAUUUUCACAUGUAUCCUCCAAUUUGCUGUGCACAUGGUUUUUAAUACUGUAUUCAAAGCAUUCACACUUCCUUUUUACUGUUGGGUAAUAUCCGAGUAAGGCCACAUUGACCUUUCAAAUCCCAUUUUUGGAUUCAAUGCCAGAUUUUUUUUCUUUGAUUGUAUGAUGUUAUCACAUGGGUAGCUGUAAGGCAGAGGCUAAUGCUUUAUGCUGAUCACAGGCACAGUCUUCUUUAUUUUAAAGAGGCAGCUCUGCUCUCACUAGCAGCACAGUUCUGACCUUAACUCUGUUAAAGGAACAGUCUAACAAUAAAAAUAUUUAUAAGUUGCAAAUUGAUGAAAGUCCAUGGCAUGAGAGUAUACUUGCUGAUCCAGAGUAUCUUCAAUUCUUUUUACUGAGUUGGGUGUGCUUUUAAUUGACAUAUGUGCCCUGUUUUUGGGCAUUAUUAUAUAAUUUGGCAUUGUUAUAAGCGACCUAUAAAAUUUAAAUACUUUAUCAUCACAGAUCCGUUAAUACUUCUCAUCCCCUUUUUGUUUUUUAAAGCUCCUUUUCAUUUUCAGCACUGCUUCCUUUCUCAGACUACCUCUCUUUUCUGGUAGAACCAACCUUUUUCUCCUUUCAGUCCCUCUUUUUCCUUCUCAUUCCAUUCCUCUUUUGUUAAGCCCUCCUUCACUUUACAGAUUACCUUCUUCUGUAUAUGAUGGGAAGAUGAGCAUUGCUGCAAGGUUCUGACACUUAUUGCAUUUCAGCUAUCUCCUUCCUCUGUGCAUCAAGGAGGAAGAUAUAUCCAGAAUGUCACAGGGUAAUGACGCCUGUCUCUCAAACCCUUGCACAUGCAGCAUGGGAAGGAGAAUAGGAAUUCUCCUACUCUCUAAUAAACUAUAUAACAAAAAUAAAUUCAUAUAAUACACUUGGUUUUCAAACAGGGGUGUUUGGGACUUUGUGGGAUGCACUUGCACUGGUACUCUUCCCCCCCCCAGACCCGUGCCUCUUGCAUCAUUGGAUCCAGUAUUUAGCCAUAUAUAAACAAGUCUCUUUUUGCCAUUGGUCAGAGAUGGGUGCUUGUUGGACAUCACAUGCACAUAACUGAAGCUAGAAUGAACAUGUUGGCCAGUGGAAUGUCAGCCAUGGAAAAUGCUUGUAUUCUGACACAAUCUGGUUUUAAUACUGUACUGUGCACUAUGAUCAAAACCAGGAUGGGAAUUCUCCCUGUAAGUGCAAACAAUCCCACUGCUCUGAUUUCCAUAGGGGUAAGCAGCACUUACUGCAUGGUGAAAAGAUCAAAGUGUACUAAUGGUGAGAUAAUUACACCCUUCUAGUAUCAUUGUGCACUAAUGGAAGGGACAGAUUUGCAUCUGUCUCCCUGAAACAGAAUUAAUGUUUAUUAAUGGUCCCUUACAAUUAUGGUUGCUUUACGGUACUAUAUCAAGUAAUUUUUCAUAUGCUGCGAUAAAUAAUAAAAAUAAAAAAAGAAAAUGUAUAUUCAAAUUUGACUUUUAAGGCUACUGGAGUGCUUGUCUUAGUGGCCGAUUUCUGUUUUCUAAGUUUGGUAGCCUUCAAUCAACCCCAAGCUCUAACUAAAAGUUAGCCCAAUUGGUCUAAUUUUGUUUUUUCUUUUUCAUUAGUCACCUGGCUGUCCUGGCACAGUCUAAACAUACCAUGCAAAAUAAUUGAAUUUGCACAGUGUGUAUGAAUUGGUAGAAAUAAAAAUUAUUUUUUUUUUUUCUCCAAAUAUGGAAGUUGCCCAUUUAUACUUUUCCUUCAUUGCAUUACUUGGUCUGGUAAAAGCUUAACUCCUUAAGGACACAUGACAUGUGUGGCAUGUCAUGAUUCCAUUUUAUUCCAGAAGUGUGGUCCUUAAGGGGUUAAAGGGACACUAUAGUCACCAGAACAACUACAGCUUAAUGUAGUUGUUCUGGUGAGUAUAAUCAUUAUAUGCAGGCAUUUUCAUGCAAACACUGCCUUGAUCAGAGAAAAGGCAGUGUUUACAUUGCCCCUAGGGACUCCUCAGAUGGCCACUGGAGGUACUUCCUGGGGCAGUGCUGCACAGUAGGCAGCUCUGCCGUUCACUGUCCCCACGCUGUACAUGGGGAUGCUGAAUUUGCCUCAUAGAGAUGAGGAGGUGCUGAUUGGUCAAAACGGCGUUUGGCCUUGCCCCUUGCUGAUUUUAGCCAAUCCAAUGGAUUAAUCAAUCCAAUUGGCUAAAAAGCGUUAAUUCUGAUUGUCACCAAGGUGGCAGGGCCAGUGCCGGCAGACCUGCACAGCACUGGAAAUAAAGUGAGUUUUUCAUGAUUUUAAGAGGGUUAAGGAGGUGGCAAGCCACCUUAAUGGUGGGUUUUGCUUCUGGGCUGAGAAAAUAGGGAACCAAGACAUUAGAGAAUAAUGAAUAAGGUAAGUGACAAUUUCUACUUUAAUUUCCCAUAAUUCGCUAUACAUUUUUAUUUAAAUAAAAUACUUAUCCAAUGAACAACAUUUAUAGUUCAUAUGAAUUUAACGGAUAUUUGUAAUUUAUGACCAUGCAAGUUAAUACUGUAGAGCAGGAGAGGACGGGGGGGUGUUGUAUAUAGAUAGAUUAUGCAAAUAGAUGGCUUCACUCACGGUCUUUCGAUUUAAAAAUGAGCUUUUAUUCCAAAAUAGUUCAAAACGGGAUCACACAUUUUCUGUGGGUAAAGCAAGUCUUAUGGCUUGACUGGUGUGCAGAUUUUUGUGUAACAUUGUAUUAAAGGGACACUAUAGUCACCAGAACAACUACAGCUUAUUGAAUUUGUUCUGGUGAGUAGAAACGUUUACAUUUACAUUACAGACUAGUGAUAAUUUCACUGACCACUCCUUAUAUGGCUGUUAGAGAUCUUUCCUGAGUCAUGGUUGCCUAAAAUGCAUCCAAACAUUCAGUAUCUCCUCCCUCUGCAUGCAGACACUGAACUUUCCUCAUAGAGAUUCAUUGAUUCAAUUCAUGAGGAGAUGCUGAUUGGCCAGGGCUGUUGAUGUCAGUGGGCAGGUCUAAAGGAAAUAUGGACAAACUAUGCAGCUGCAGGCUUGCAUUGAAGUAAGAUUUUACUUUAUUUUUAGAGGCAUGAGGGGCCCAGGGGGGCUAGAUGGUGGUUUUAACCCUAUAGGGUCAGGAAGACAUGUUUGUGUUCCUGACCCUAUAGUGCUACUUUAACUAUCCAGACUUCAGGUGGAAAGGGUUUUUCAAUCACAAAUCAAAUGUCAGCAGGACGUGCUGUAAGUAUCCUUCUCAGGCUUACCACGGAUGCGUUCUGACUUGCAGAAAUAGGCAGCCACCAAGCAUUCACCCCACAACUUGUUUUUACUGUUGCUAAAAUAGUUUCAGGAAAUAGUCUUGAAGCAUGGGCAGUAAAGGUAUUUAGGAAUGUUCCCUGGGGCUAAUGUGAAUGUGACAGGUAAAUUACUGGCUAGGCAAGGCUUUAAAUAGGUAACAAAUGGGAAGUGUGGGUGGGUCUGUAGCUGCAUGCCCUGCCUACCUGCAAAGGGCGUUUGCCACCUUUGCUUUAUUUCCUCAAAGCUUGCAAGCUGGUCUUUACAUUUUUUAGUUGAUCAAGCAGGGGUGUCCUCUAUUUGAAAGAACAGAAAUCAGCGAGUAAUCCUUUUUCUAAAACUGCCUGCAUCCAUACUGAGGUCUUGCUGCACCUUAUUCCAAUGACAGACUCGCCAAGCAAUUCUCCUGGAGGGCCUGUGCCGGGUAAAUGGAUCUGUCACUCACUGUCUUUUUUGUGUAGUGUUCUAUGUGUAGUAGAGAAUGUAUUUGCUCCUUCUAAUUCAACACCUGCUAUGUAAUGGAAACUUUAUUCUUUUUCACAUGUUUACUACAUUGUGAGCAGUAUUUAUGAUCUUAAGCACAGGGGUUGUUACCUCAACAUUCAAAAUGUUAACUAGCUAAAUUAUUGUCCUAGUUGUAUUUUAUUGUAAAAUCACUUUUUUGUUGUUUGUAACGUAUCCCUUAUAGUAUGGCUAUCUUAGGCCUGACAAAGGCUACAUGUUGUGAAACGAUAAAUACAAAUAUGUAUAUAAUUUAUUUUUUUACAGCAUAUAAUGGUUGUCUUUUCUUCAAAUGAAGUGUGAAUUUCAUACAGCAUCUACCCUUGACUCAAGUGGAAUUAGUGUGUGGCUCUUGCCUGUAAAUCUUGAGGUUUUUCUUGGCCCUGCAACGUAAAUGGAAACUUGUGUUUGUCAGUUGUUGUAAUGCAUGUAUUGAUUCCACUCUAUUUUUUUUUUUUUUCACUUCACUCUGUCUAAAUGUUUAAAAAAAUAUGCCUUUUUAGCAUUGUAUUAAACUCCUGCCUCAUCAGCGGGUGUGGGGAUUUUGUUGGUGGCAACUGCAGCACAAGCAGUUGCAUUUGAUGUCAAGUGAAUGCACAUAAGAUUGUUAAAUGUGUUUUGUGUAUUCCCAGAAUGCACUGCUAAUACAGCAUGCACUUGAGCACAGUGCCUCUUUAUGUAUAGGCUUGACCUCUAAGGUUUCGGUGCACUGCCAAUUAAUUAAUGCAGUCAAUUCACUUAAAAAUGUUCUCUCUGGUUGCAUGAUCUGUAUUGAUUCAUGUAACUGAUGUUCAGAGUACUUCUAGUAUAAACAACCUAUGUAGAUUGAAGCACUCAUUUUUUUAACCACCUUAGCAUGUUUCCAUGUUUGCAUAGUCAGCUGUUUGUGUGAGUUGAGGCCAUCAAUUAGAGCAUGGUCAUUGCUUGAUCUUCCUACCGUUACCAGUUCAUUAUGGAACAUGUAAUUAUUAUUAUUAUUUUAUUUAUAUAGCGCCAGCAAAAUUCCGUAGCAUUGUACAAUGGGCUAAUAAAGCACCAGUGUAAAAAAAAAUAAAAAAAAAAAUGAUGUAGGCACGGACUAAAUAAAGAUGUGCUUCAAUGAACUUUUUGGUGUUAUGACCUUUUUUAAUAAGGGACACUUAAAGACUUCCUGGAAAGAGUCAUCUAAUGUUUACACUUUUUUGCUAACUUGUUUAAUUUGGAAUUUCUUAUCUCCUGCUUUAAUAGUCUUUUAGACACUGCAGGAACUUCCUGUAUGUAUAUAAAGUUCAAUUUACAGAGCAGGUGAUAUAAACCGAAUUAAACUAUUUUGUCAGUCACGGCCAGGGGAGGAGUGGCUAUGUCUGCAUAAACAGAAACAAAGGUGAUUUAACUCCUAAAUGGCAGUAUUGAGCACGGCGUCUUUAGAAGCAUGAUCUAUACAACAAAACUGCUUAAAUAAACUAAAGGCGACCAUACUGAUCCUAUAAAUAUAUUUGUGGUUGGAAACGUUUUAUUUUUUUGGGGCACCAAAAGUGAUCAGUAGUUCCCUGCUUUUCCUUUUUUCUUUGGCAUAUUAGUGUAUAUACAGUGGAGAUACUGACAUAGAUAACAACACUACAUACAUACAUAUUCAGGUCAAAAUUGUAGCCACCCUCCUGUUUCGUACCUUUUGAGUACUGAAGGGUGGCUUCUGCUGGCUGGGGCUGUUGGGAGUCAGGUAUAGGUAUUGCACUGCUGGUUCACCCCCUCCUCUCUGCUUCUUUCUCUCGCUCCUGCAUGGGAGGAAUUAACAAGGUCUCACUGAAUUUUCUUUUAAUUUUUUUUUUUUUUUUUGUGCGUUUCCAUGGGGUUACUGUUUUGUACCGCCAGAGGUACGUGUAUUACAGGUAGGAAACCACUAGUCUAGAUGAUGGUUUCUAAACAUUUUGUUAUGUAGUACCAAUAACUUAUAAUUUUGAGUAGCAAGACUUCCUCUAAUAAUUUCCACUUCUACAAACACAAUUUGAAAAACGUGUUGCCUACAUGUAGUUGUUGUUCUAGCCAAGAUUCCAUGAAUGUACAAUGCCACAAUUUGGUAGGAUAGUUUCAUAGACAUGCCAGAGUCUGAUGCAGCAGAUAUUUUAUAGAGCAUGUGCACUGCCAAUUUAACAUGCAACUGAUCUGGAGCAGAGAGACUUUUUUUUUUUUUUUGCGGUGGGGGGAGGAUCUGUGUGAUCUGACUCCUGAAAACCCCCAUUACUCACUUCCCAUUAUAGCGUCCCUUCCUCUGUGCUGUUCCAGGAGGAAACUGUUCACUACAGAUAAACAGUAUAGUUUAACAUGUAUCUUUAACUCCAGUUUUUACCAUUCUACACUAUAUUUACAGUUUCCAUUUAAUGGUUGUACAUAGAUUGUAUAAGAUAUAAGGUGAAAUAUGCAAAAAAAUCUGCAAGCCAAUUGAUUUAAUUUGAACUAUUCCAUAUGUAAUGCUGAUCUUUUCUACAGCCAAUGUAUUUAAUUAAAAGCAUACAACAGUUACACAAUUCCUACCCAGCAGAGGUCACAUGAUGAAUAAUUCCCAUGAUCUUCUACCAAACAAUGGAUUUGUAGGUCCUAAAUAAAUCUCCUCAUUUAGCAAUAGAAGUAUGGAGCACUCAUGUUUUUCUCAGAUGAUGUCAAUGACAAUCAUGGGCAAACAGAAGUGGGAACAUUUCUGUUCUAGUAACAAACGCCCAGAACUUAAAACUUAUUCCAGACUACAUUUGAUCCCAUCCCUUAAAAUGGAAUGCUGUUUCAGCAAGGAUCAGAAAGUGUCUGAAAACGGGCAGUUAAGAGUGGCUGCAUAAUUUUCUACUUUGCUAAAUAAGUAAAUUGCAAUCUCACCCAUGUUGAAAUUUCUUAUAUAAUUUUUUUUAUUUAUUUUUAAAUCGCGGUAGGAUUUAAAGCUUUGUCGCCAAGGAAGUGUCACUUUUAUAGUGGAAAUACACUUUUUUAAUUAGAAGAAUAUUUGUGAAACAAGGGCAUUGCAUUGGUAGCUUUAUUUUAGAAUUAUUAAAUUUCUUGUGACCUAAAUGUAUUUCAGACUUUAUUGUAAAUCUAAUUAAAGCGGUACUGUAUCUUCUCUGGUAUUUACACCAUUGAAAAUCACCUGUUGUCUCCAUAGACCUUAUAGUCCAAUUGACCUAUAAAGUCUAUGGAGAGAAUAACAAAAAAGUUUGUUUUACAGAUAUUAGUCUCCACACCCCCUACAAACACUGGAAAAUAAGUUUUUCACCUGAAAUUCAUUGCUAGGUGAAGCCCCUGGUGCUGCACAGUCGCAGCAAAGUCCAUUGAAAAGCUUCUUAUUGAGAAGCCUUUGAUGGGACCAUUUUAGACGACUCCAUAUGCAUGCACGAGCUCUCAGCCAGCACAUGGAAGGAGGGUUGGACCUUUAACAAAAAUGAUAAUAAAAAAAAUUAAAAAAAUCAUUCUCACAGUGUGAUGGGAGGCAGGAGCACUGCAAUAGAACAGUGUGAAGGUAGACACGUCUGUUGCAAGCGCUCAGUGCGUGCUGACGACAGAUGGUUUUUUGUUAGUUAUUUUUAUUUUUUUGCACCGAAUUUACAUUUGACAGCCCAGAACAGAGUUGGCACGCAAGUUUAAAAAUUAACUCUGGAUUUGUAGUGUUUCAAGCUGAAGCACAUGCAGAUUCCUUCCUCCAUGACCAAGUACAAGUGGUAAAAUCACUUAACAUGUCUUAAAUGAAUACAUUUUUGUGUUUCUAUUCCCUCCCCCCCCUCCCCCCCCCUUUUAUUUUGUUUAUCGAUGUAGGAACAAUUUUUUGAGGAGUGUUGUUCUUUACCUUGCUGCCAAAACAUGACUUUGUACAUGAAAUCAGAUGCAGUGGUCUUUGGAGAUCUCCCUAUGGUAAUAAGGUUAGAUUAAGCCUCACAGCCAUGCUUUUGGACACAUGCCAGCUCAUAUUGGCUGCAGCCCAAUAGCUGAUGCUUCCUUAAUUUAAAAAAAAAAAAAAAUGUUUUUAUUGUUUUUAGAUUUACUUUGAAGAAGUGAUGUCAUCUCUGCUGUAUGUAGCUGAAGGAAUUUAGAAGCUGCUUUAAUGCUGCAGUUGUCCCCUUAUUCAUUCUGUGGCCUCUCUCUCCAUUUUUAACUGAAGGAAUACUGAGAUUCACCGUGGAAUCACUAAUUUGUCACAUUUGUAUGAAACAGGGAAUCACACAAUAAUUCAGGUUUAUUUUAAUUUUUGUGUGUACAAUAUAGUAAAUAGAUUUGGGGUUUUCAUGAACUGUAAGCCAUAAUCAUCGCACUUAUGACAAAUCACGUCUUGAAAUAUCUUGCUUUGCAUGUAAUGCGUCUCAUAUAUUAGUUUCCCCUUUUACAUUGCAUUACUGAAAUAAAUUAACUUUUUCACAAUAUUCUAAUUUUUUGAGUAUUGUAUGUAUGUAUAUAUAGGGAUGUGUGUGUGUGUGUGUGUGUGUGUGUGUGUGUGUGUGUGUGUGUGUGUGUGUGUAUAUAUAUAUAUAUGUAUAUGUGUGUGUGUGUGUGUAUAUAUGUGUAUAUACACACACACACACACACACACACACACACACACACACACACACACACACACACACACACACACACACACACACACACACACACACACACACACACACACACACUGUGUGUGUGUGUGUGUAUAUUUAGACAUAGCCGAAAUGACCGCACUCCAAGGACUUUAUAGAGAUUUUCAAAUAAAAUGUAACUUAUUCAAUCCAUUUAAAAAGUCAACGUUUCAGCUCCCACAUGGAGCUUUCAUCAUGUUUUGUCCUGAUGAAAGCUCCAUGUGGGAGCUGAAACGUUGACUUUUUAAAUGGAUUGAAUAAGUUACAUUUUAUUUGAAAAUCUCUAUAAAGUCCUUGGAGUGCGGUCAUUUCUGCUAUGUCUACAUGAUCCUUGCCAGACCUGCACCGGGCACCACAGGAUUACACCAGGAGUGAAUGAGAGAGAGAUAAUAUGAAACUGUCUGCCUUGCUUCAACUCAUUCUGUAUGCAAUUUGGCAACAAUUAUAGCAACAGAGAAAAUGUUGGUGAUGUCACUGUGCUCAGCCUUUAUACAUACUCAAGCACAGCGGCUCCAUCUUUGAGUUUGCUUGUCUUCUGUCAAGUGAUGCUUGGUCUCUUCAGUUUUGAAAUAACUUUAUUGAAUAAGCAACAUGGGCAAAAUUAUGUAAGCCCAAUUUCUGUGGUAUGUAUUUGGAUACCAAUAUAAAAGGAAGAGAGAAUAAGUGAAAAAGGGACUUUAACAACAUUGUAUGCAUGAUAACCAUGGUUCCAUACCGUUAUUAGUCAGUUUUCUGACAAAAUAUAAUUUUUGGGACAAAUUUGACAGUCAGCUGGCACUCCGCUAAUGAACACAGAUGGAAUUGACGUCAACAAGUAGGAACCUCUGCAUUAGUGCCAUCCCAAAAGGAGGCUGGACUGUGGAGGAUCCUGUGAAGCAUAAAAAAAAAAAAUGACUUAUUGUGGGAUAGUACCUGAACUCCUGGCAACAUAACCACUAAGAUGUGUUAUUGCGCCUUAAAUGUUCCAUUUCAUGCAGUGUCUAACUACCAUAGUUGUAAUUUUUCAAAUUUUCUGUCAUCAUGGUAGCAUUUUAAAUUGUCUGCAGCAGUUUUGUUAAAUCCUGCAUAUUUGUCUUUCUUAUUUCUUUGUAGAAACUAUGAGGCGUGUUGUGCGACAGAGCAAAUUCCGGCAUGUCUUCGGACAAGCGCUGAAGAACGAUCAAUGCUAUGAUGACAUUCGGGUUUCCCGUGUCACCUGGGACAGCUCAUUCUGUGCUGUGAAUACCAAGUUUGUUGCCAUAAUCAUUGAGGCAAGCGGUGGGGGUGCCUACCUUGUUCUUCCCCUGCAGAAGGUAAUUUAUUUUAUGUUUCUGAAAAAAAAAACUACUGAGAAGGGAUUUUUUUCAAUAUAAAGGUUGUUAACCCCUUAAGGACACAUGACGUGUGUGACAUGUCAUGAUUCUCUUUUAUUCCAGAAGUUUGGUCCUUAAGGGGUUAAUGGAGCUAGUGAAGAAAAUGUGCCUGUGAAUAAAUUACAUGUUGAUAUAGAUCAGUGAUGGCGAACCUAUGGCACGCGUGCCACAGGUGGCACGCCAGGCCCUCUCUGUGGGCACACGGCCAUAGCUCGCCAUCAAGGCAGAGUAGGCACCUGCCUGGCCAAAAGGGCAAGCGCCUACUUUGCUUCCGUGUCGGGAGGACAGGGGGAGCGAUCUGAGAAGCAGCUCUCCCUUGCUCCCGAGAGCAAUCAGUGUGGAGCGUUGCCGUGCGUUACCAUGGCAACACUCUACACAGCAUCGUGCGGGCGGGAGGAGGGCAGAGCUGCAGGACCUGUCCCUCUUACCACCACCGGACCACAAGGGAUUUAUGUGUCCCCCUCCCCCCCCCCUUUCCCAUAAGGUAAGCAGAAGGGGGGGGGGAAAUCAGAUGGUAAUAUAUUUGCAGCCCUCCCCACCAACACACACAGCAGCCUUCUCAUACAUAGCACCCAAAACCUCCCCCCCACACACACACGUAGAGCACCCCUUUCACGCAGAGCACCCAGCACCUCCCCCCCCUCACACACAGCACCCGCACCCUUCCCCACACAGCACCCCUCUCACAGCACUCUCGCAAACACACAGCACCCCUCAUACACAGCACUCCGCACCCGUACACACAAACACAUACACUGCCCCCCUCAAUGCAGCAUGUGUGUGUUUGUGUGUAUGUAUUCAGCCGUUUGUGUGUACUCCGCAGUCUGUCUGUACUCAGCAUUCUGUGCAUGUGUGAGUGUGUAUUCAGCAGUCUGUUUGUAUGUGUAUUCAGCAGUCUUUAUGUAUUGAGCAGUCUGUGUGUAUGUUUGUGAGUGCAUGUAUGCAGCGGACUGUGUGCAUGUAUUCAGCGGACUAUGUGUGUGUUGGUGUGUAUGUAUUCAGCAGUCUGUGUGUAUGUAUUUUAUGUAUGUAUUGCAUUUGUUGGCGAUACUAAAAUAUAAGCCUAAUUUUAUCUAUAAUUUUAAUUUGUAUUCCUGUGCGUUGUGUGUAGGCAGGGCCCCAGUGCACUGCUUUGCCCAGGGGCCCAUAAUGUUGUUAAGGUGGCACUGGUGGGUGGGAUGGAGGGCUGCGAGGGAGCACUGACUUACGUGUGGUUACAGCACUGCUCCCUCCAUUGAUGCCGCCGGGAGACAUGAAAUGGCGUCAAUCAGGCGCCGCCACCUGAUUGACACAAUUUCCUGUUUUGCUGGCAGCAUCAGCAUAGGGAGCAGUGCUGGAACAGCACGUAAGUCAGUGCUUCCUCGCGCCCACACCCCCUUACAGCAGCGUGAAGGAGGUAGGGAGCCAGGGAGUACUUCAAACUCCCACCCGCACCAAAAAAAAAAUAUUAUUUGUGUGCUGGUAGGGAGAGGGGAUAUAAUGGGGGAGAGGGGAUAUGCUGGGGUAGUGAGGGGAAAAUGCUGCGGGGAGAGGAAGAGGAGAUGCUGCUGGAAGAGGAGAAUUAGUUUGGACAACUGUAAGAGUUUUUUUCUAAAUGUAAACCUUAGUAUUCGGGUUUAAUUGCUGUGUUGGCACUUUGAGGAGAAAAAAGUUGGCAUGUAUUGCGGUUUGGACACUCGGGCUCAAAAAGGUUCGCCAUCACUGUUCUAGAUGAUGUUUAUAUUUUGUAUGUAUACCAUUAUGAAGAGGAAUCUUUUAAAGUCAGUCUUAUGCAUAUCAAUCUUAUUCCACAGUGUAACCUCAUUUACAUGUUAGGGGAAGUUAAAGGAACACUCCACACACCUAAUACACGUCUGUUUUCUGAAGUGUUUUGUGUGUCUGGAGUUUGCUAUAUUUUUUUGAAAGUUUAGAAAAUGGCAGAUUUCAAUAGAAAUCAGCCAUAACUCUUCUAAUUCACUCAGACAGGGAGGUUUUAUUCCACUUCUUUUUGCUCCAAGGAGCCAACAGAAGUGUCAAGCAUGCUGGGCUGUUCUACAACUCAUUGAAAAGCUGUGUGUGCAGAAUGGGAAACCUCUGGGGUUUAGGAAGUCUGUGCGAAAAGAGUAAGGACUUGCAAAGGCUGCAGAUAGGUUGUGGCUUUUUUUUUUUUUCUUCAUAUACUCCCACAGACAAUGUGCAGAAAAAAAUAUAUACUUGCUUUAACCCCUUAAGGACACAUGACAUGUCUGACAUGUCAUGAUUCCAUUUUAUUCCAGAAGCUUGUUACUUAAGGGGUUAAUAUACUAAGUGGUUUAAAUAAAUAAAUCCAUGGAUUGUUCCUUUAAAGGGACUGUAUAGUCACCACAACCACUGCAGUUUAAUGUAGUGGUUCUGGUAUCUAUAGUACAGUAGUUCCCAACCCAGUCCUCAAGUACCCCCUACCAGUCUAGGAUUUAGGGAUUACCCUGUUGUGUCUAAAGUGUUUAUUUUGUAUAUUUUAUUUUUUACAUUUUUUUUUAUUUUUCUGUCUAAAACACCUUAGACACAACUAGGUAAAUCCCUAAAUCCUGCACUGUUAGGGGAUACUUGAGGACUGGGUUGGGAACUGCCGCUAUACCAUGUCCCUGGAGCCUUAACUCUGUGAACACUGCCUUUUCAGAGAAAAUGCAUUGUUUGCAUUGCUGGCUAGUUACACCUCCAGCUGCAGUCACUAAUACGGUCACUAGAGGUGCUUCCUAUGAUGCGCAGCACAGGCUUUCAGCAUCUCCACGCUCCCCAUAGUGAUGCAUUAAUUCAGUGCAUCUCUGAGGAGAUGCUGACUGGCGCAGUAUUUUGCUGCACAUGCGCCAACACCUUCAAAAUGAAUAAUCUCAACCAUGUAGGAGGGGCCAACAGCGACGAGACCCGCGUGAUAUGGGGAAAAAAGUGAGUAAAAUCACCUUUUAAUAUCCAGAAAGAGAAGGGCAAGGGACCUAAUGCUGCAUUCCAGCACAGUAGUAUAAGGAAUACAUGUUUGUAUUCUUGACACUAUAGUGUUUCUUUAAUGCUUAAAGGGCUUACCCAUUUAUUUAUUUUUAUCUAUGUAUUUUUUGCUUCCUGUUAUUGUAAUUAUUUUAUUUUUAUUUAUGCCAAUUCUCUGAAAAUGUUUUUGCAAUUAAUUUACACAUGCAAAUGCUUCAUUAUUGGAGACACUAAAUGUUUGUCUUUUUAAAUUAGACUGGAUAUUGAUUCAGUGGUUUCCAGCACAGUUCUGUUUAUAAAUGGCUAUACAUAUACAUUAGUUUUGCAUGCGCUAACAGUGGUAAACAAAUUUUACUGGAGAUCCUUUGUUACAGGUUAUGUAAAAGCUUUUUUUAAAUGAAAUGGAAAAUCUUUUGAAUUUAACAGUGUGACAUUAUUGAUAUUUAUAUUGGGGAUCCGUAUUAUAUCUGCAUCCAUCAUAAAUUUCAGAUUUAUUUGAAAAACCUUUAGCAAGAAAGCCAUUCCAGUUACUAUCAUUUUUCUAAACCACUUCUACUGCACACUACUCCUCCCAUUCUUUACUUCUUGUUCCAACAGCAUCUUUAUUUCUCUUUGAUACACUUUUUUUUUUUUUUUUAACAUGCAUUCCUUUUAUGUUGCAUAUGUGACUUUUCCAACAAGAUGUGCUCAGCUGCCAAACACAUAGGCACUCUUUCCCCUCCAGCUUGCCACUCCUUCCACAUCCUACAUUUAUAAGCAAAUGGACCAUAUGUGGUAAUGUGUUUGCUUUCAGAGUUCGUUUCUAGAAUCCAUUUUGUAAAAGUGUGAAGCUCAAAUGGCUUAUGAGUUUUACACUUCAGGAAGAGUAAUAGUUGUAAUCUAAAAAUGAGUUGUCAGUGGAGAGUGUGCAGUUUAGUGUAAUACAUUCAUACCUUAAAAAUAUACAGAUAUGUAUAGGUAGCUCAUGGGCUGUCUAAGCACUUUGUAUAAAAGAGCAUCAAUGGCUAGAUCUCGCAGGCGCAGGGCCUUCUUUACCUUUUGUAUUGUCUGUGCAUAUUGUAUGUUCAAUUAGCUGCGGAAUAUGUUGGCGCUUUAUAAAUACCAGUAAUAAAUGGGUUAUGGCCCCUGCUUUCUGUUAUUCCCUACUUAUUAAUGCCUUAAUCAGAUUUGUAUAUUCACUAAACUAUUUAACCUUUUUAAUUUUUUUUUAUUGUGCUUAUAUUUUUAAAUACUUGCAGUUUUAUUUUUUCAUUUCGUCUCCAUACUGUUCUUUGAAGCAUGCAGGAGAUGUGCAAACAGUGUUUGCUUGGCUCAUGGUUCCAGCAUGAUGGUAUGUUAGAUAGGAAAUUGUGAAGGACAGCAUGUACAUUCAAAGAUCCAUGUCUCUUUCCCCCCAUCCUCCCUCAUUUUAAUCUACAAUGAACUGUACAAAAUAGUUUGUCACAGGGCAUAAAACAUUCAAUGCUGAAUCCUCAAUUAAGGGUACCUAUGACUCCACAGCACUGUAAUUAUUCGUAAUUAAGGAACUUAAAGUCAAAGGUUUUGUGUACGGACUCCAUAGCCCUGGUUUGACACUUUUUAACAGGUACUAACAAAUUAUGACCUUUUAGAAUGGGGAAAAAAAUAAUUGCAAAACAUCUAUUCAGCAGGAAUAUAUUUUUGCUUAUCCAUUUAUACCAUGUCAAAUCUUCUACUCUGUGCUGUGUGUUUGGAGUGAAGGCCAUUAAUCUAAUAUUUGUCCCUCCCUAUGGGUAGGUGACUGGAAUGGUAAUCGUGAAAUCACUGUUUGGCGAUGAACUCAGAGGAUUUCCCCCAAGGACUAUAAAGUCAUUAACCCAGGAUAUGGGGAAAAACAGCAUAUGGUUGUUUUAGAGCACUCUUAUCUCUAAUCAAUAAUGUGUAUAAGGAGCUUUUAUCCCUAUGCUUGCUUCUUCAGAAAGUCCCAGAAGUAUAGAUGGGCUUACAAAGUGCGGCUUUGGAGUAAUGUGAAAAUACAUGCUGCUGGUAAAUAAUUAUUCGUAUUUCCACUGUAUAGAGAACAGAGUUAUUGUACAUCUAGUUUAUAAUGCUAAAUAUCCAAAAACCUCUGCACAUUAAUCCUUGCACGUCACUACAUACGAACACAAAUGUAUUUAGGAGCUCUAUUAAAGUGGCACUGUCAUGCCGAACUUACCUUUCCCUAAUCGCUUCCUCUUCUCUCCCUCUCUCAGGAUCUGUUCUCCAUUUCUUCCUAUCAAAGUAGGGACUCACUACUUUAAUGAACUACUUUAGCCCCGACGGGUAUUAUGGAUUUUUAUUUGGUCUUUUUUUGGUGCUUUAAAAAAAAAAAAAAGUGGGGGGUGGGGGUUUAAUUUUGACAUUUUUAUUUAUUUUUUACAAACAAAAAAAUCAGAUAAGUAUAAUUUAUUUACAGAUAUAUAGUUUUAUUGUCUCCCCCUCACUAUUUUUAGGGUGAGGCUAAGUAGGGUUUUAUUUUAUUAUUUUGGGGUGGGGGGUUGACUAGGGGGCUUGGGGACCCCUAGUCACCUGGAGGGGGUAUUUUUACAUUAAGCCCCCAUAGUAUGUUGUCAGGGGGAGGUAGAUCUUGCCUCUACUUGCGGUAUAGUGAGUAGGGGCAUUCGGGAGAUUUCAAUCUCCUUUAUGCUAAUAUGACUGCCAUGGAGUGAGGGAGGACAUGGGGGGCUUAGAAGUGGCGGGGAGUGUGUAGGGGAUGUGUUGUGAUUGUAGAGCAAGCAUGUCAAACUCGCAGCCCGCAUGCAGCCCACAAUUAAUAUUUUUGCGGGCAGGUGAGCCGCGAGUUUGAAAUGCGUACUGCUGAGGCAGAAUAGGCACCUGCUCUCCCCACGUUGCAGGUGCCUACUCUGCUCAAAUUUACCCAGCUGGGGGAGAGGUCGCUCCCGCCUUGUAAUAAACUGAAGAAACGAACACCGAUAUUCGGUGUUUGCUCGUCUGAAAUUUCUAUUCAUUCCUUCAUCUUUCUGUCGACUAAAUGAAUAAACAAAAUUCCCAUCCGAAUUUUGGACAAUAGCGAAUGUCCAAGUGAUUUACUGGGCAUGAGUUUCACAACGCUAUCUAGUUUGGGCAGAUGAUGUGUUCCACAGGGACUUCAUCUGCCUACACAAAGAUGGCGGUGCCCAGGACCUAGGCCGGGGCAUUAAAUUAAGAUUUUUUUAAAAUAGGUAAUAUGGGGGGCUUAUGGACAUUUGGAGGUGACUAGAGGGACAACUAGAUGUAGUGGAGCCAUGACCAUGCCACUUUAAGUAUGUACUACACAUACAAGUAGAAGAUGGAAGGGGUUUUUAAUAAAUCGAUGUUCUUUUAGAAUGUAUAACUUUUUUUUUUUUAUCUUUUUUGUUGUUGUUGUUGUGCAUUAGAUUACAGCAGUUCUUGUAUAGCCACGAUAGCUCCCACAAGCGUGAAUGUCAUAGGUUGGUGAACAUAAACAUGGCAUAUAGAGAACUUGCAUAUUUUUUAACAGUUUGUAGAUCACGUUUAACUAGCUAAACUGUGAGAGGGAUAUAUAUACCUAGAGGUCCUAUAGUUUGACUGUAUUAGCACUUAUAUAUGCAAACCAAUAGUUUGAGUAGUGCAUGCUACAGGUCUAUCGCUGACUGUGUAAACAAGAAAUAAAAUUGAAUGUAGGUACAAUCCAAGUUAUAACAUUAGUAGCUUGCUUUAUGGCAUAUCCUCUUAACAAGCAGGGCAUACAGUGAGUUCAGUGAUAGGUGUAGGAGAGGAGUAAUAACUGGGUUAAAUGGCUCGUGCAUUCCAGGCACGAGACUUAGAUGGGGGCUAUGGGCAUGCUUAGUAAUCAGGAGUGACCCUUAAACUAGGUCUAGUCGAGUUAUUAAGAUAUCUUAGUUAAGCAUUAGCAGACAGUCCACAAUUGACCCAUCAUAAAAUUAUCUUUGACUAAUUUGUAGCGUUUUCUGUCUUGGUACCGGUGUGCUGGGUUGCAGCAGCAAGUCCUUAGGGGGACAUGGGUACCUUACUCGAGGGCAUGUGGCACUGUCAGCCAAUACCUCGCCUUGGCAGAGCCAUACCGUCCCUGGAAGUUCUUGGGUUCGCCCGGAUGCGCCUCUGUGGUUGGUCAAGGUGUGGAUUAUGUCCGGCUUCUCUCUCAUUUUGCUGGGUCUGUGAGUAUGCCGCUUGCUCUUCCGAGGUGGUCCAGCAGCGAGCCUCCCGUGGGGGGGCCGGGUCUUUCCCAUAGCGGGAGUAACUGGGGAUCUGGUGGUCCUCCUAACGUCCGUGUGGACAAAGUCUUCGGGUCAAGCCCGUGGUGGCCCUCGGCCCAGGUGGGCUAGCGUUAAGAAGUGCAAGCUUAUUCAAGUGCGUUAGGCCUGAGGGAGUCCUCUGCUCCCGCCGCCCCGUUCACAGACUCGGGGCUGGACUGGUUUAGAUACCAGGUGGUUCUCCAGAUUGGUCCAUAGCUUUUGGAAGUGCUUAUUCAGCCGCUGUAACAUGUGGUCUGGUGCUGGUGCACGCUACUUGUGUGCCGUCUCAGCAGACCAUGUGACAGUCGCCAUUUUGGUUUGUCUCUCCUUGCUUGGUAAUACCCUGUGCUGGGUCUAUAUGUCGGUGCUGUGCCGCUUGAUUUAUGCAGUCGAGUAGGGACCAGGAUAACCCCGUCCAGGAGUGUGGGGGGGAGGGUUAGGAGAUUGCUUGCUCUCGCUGGUUACCAGUAAGCAGGGAGGUCGGCCGCCUCUCCCCAGCUCCGGUGUAGUAGGCCACAGCGGUGUCUCUUCGGUCUCCUGUGCUUAGUUUGUUUGGUAGGGUCUUGGGGUUAGUCGCUUAGUCCCCUCUGGGCUCUUUGCUGCCCGUCGGUGGGGUGUAGUCACGGUUUAGCCAGGGUUUUUUCCGCUUUUUUUAGCAGGAGCUCCAGCCACACACGUCUGCUCCUCUUGCCUGUCAGGCUCCACCCCGAAUGUAUCACUUUUAUAACAAACUUUCAUAUAAGAUGCUGCAUUACAGUGCUGCCUAAUCUCCUUCUCUUUUUAAUCGCCCAAUGGCACUGCAGCUCAGACAUUUUGUAUUCCCAUGAACAUUUUUAUUUUUAAAAUGUUGCUUCAAGCUUCAUGACCACUUCAGUGAUUUAAAUGGUAAUGAUGCCAGUAAUAUAUAUGGGCAGUGUUUCACUUUAACCCCUUUGAUGCUGGAGAUGGUAGGAUAUCUGUGCAACAAGUGUUCUGGAUUGGCUGUCAGUUAUGUGCAUAUUCUACCAUCAUCAAAGGCACUACAGCUGAUGGAUUGAGUAGUGUGGAAUAGGAAGACUAUGGAAACUUGCGUACUGAGGUGACUGACUGUUUGAGAUUGGAGGACAACUAUGUCCCAUAAGGUUGAUGAGAGAGAGGUGUGUAUGUAUAUGUAUGUAUAUAUAUAUAUAUGUGUAUAUGUGUAUAUGUAUAUAUACACACACUUUGAGUAUUAUUCUGGUGAACAAACCUGAUUUUAAAGAUGGUAAAAAACUUUUUUAAACGAAUGUGAACAUUCUUACAUUAUUUCAAGUACCAUGACUAAUUCAUUGAUUUGAAGUGGUCAUGGUGCCUGGAGUCUGAAUGCUGCAUAUAUGGAGUUUAGUCACUUUGCUGUCUCGGAAGUUAUUUCAUGUCUAAUUACAAUAGGGAGGAUAAAAAUAUAAGGGAAGUCUGUAAAAGUGAGGCUUGGCAAUUUGACAUGUGAAGAUUAAAGUGACAAUGUAAUUUUUAUUUAUACACUUUUUUUUUUUUUUUUUCUUACUGAAGAGAGUAAUGGACCAGAGUCACACAGUGAAGAGCACAUAUCUUAGUCGGUUUUAUGUAGCUAUGGAGUUAUUUAAAAAAAAAAAAAAAAAACACUAAUUGAUCUGUAAUAUGUUGGCCAUAUGAGAUUAUCUGCAAAUUGGAGCCUUUUACCCACAUGACAAAUCAAAUCAUCCCUCUCCCCCACCCCAUAUAUAUAUAUCCUUUUUGUGUUAGUUAUGUGUGUGAGGAAAUAACUUCCUGUAUCCUCUAUAUAUAGAGAGCAGAGGAAAUUCAUAAGUGGGGGUCAGAUAUACAUGUGGAUCUGCCUUUGCUGCAAACCUCAGCAGUUUGGCUCAAGGCUUUUAGCGGAGCUGUCUUAGAGGACAAAUAGGUGAUUAAAAAAGACUUCCUUCUUUAUAGUAUCCAUGCUUUCUCUUACAGUAAGGCGUCUUGCCUGAGAUGCGUGUCUUAUUCACUUCUUUUUCUUAAACAUGUAUACUCAUACUGGCUUUGGAAGCAAUUAACAAUAUAAAAUUGAAGGAACAAAAUAAGUGCAAUUUAGAUUCUACUUACAUUUGCUUCUGAUCAUUUAAAUAAAACCACACAUGAUGGAUUCUAUUUUAAAAUCUUAUCUAUGUUAGUGGAGAGAAGAAUGUCAUUUGGGGAAAAAAAAGAGGCGGUGUAUACAUUGCACUUUUCUGGUCAGCUGUUUCUGAAGCAGUUGUCAGUUAUAUAUUAAUGACAAGUUGUACAUACAUAAGUUUUCAUGAUUGUAAAUGUCUGCCAAUUCUAAAUGAACAAUAUUUUUGGUUUUGUAAUAUUUUUACUUUUCAAUUGAGUGGUGGUGGUCGUCUUCUCUCUCUCUUUUCUUUUUUUUUUCCUUUAAUGUUUAGUGUAGCCAUACUUCCUUACAAAAAUCAUUCAUAAGGUUUUAAGACCCUGGCCCCAAAUGAUUUUUAACAUGCACACUGGGCUUUAAUAUUGGAUUAGGUUGAUCCAGCUGGUAUUAUUUUAUCUUUGCUACCUAUAUAACACGAGGGUGGUUGUUGGUGGGGGUGUUUUUUUUUAAAUUUUAUUUAAUUCUUAUUCUCUGUAUACAAUGCUUCAGAGAAGACCGCUGGGGGGGAGGGGAGGAGGGAGGGGGUUGUUGUAUUCCACAUCAAUAACAUGAUUUCAUGUUUUAAGACAAUCAUUUCAAAACCAGACACAUUGAGGUUUUAAAUUGCAAAACAUGUCUAGGAGUGCCAAUCCUGGAAGGGUUAAGUUGCAUGAAGUGUUGGAUUUUGCAAGUGCUUGCAGAACAAAUGUUUCCCCUAAUCUUCAUUUCCUCUCUGUUUUACUGCAAUGUUGGUGGAAUUACUGACAUUCUUGAAGUAUCAGGCGCUAGCUCCAGUAUUGUCAGUCUUAUUGUGAAAGUAGAGUUUCUGUUAUGGAUUUUCACAAAUUUGUGUAAGAUCACCGAAGUCUGUGGCUUUAUCUCCUAAAAGGUGGUUUCUAACCGUUCAAUAUAUACUCUAAUUCAUAAUGUGGAAUGUUUGUAUAAUGAAUGAUUGCCUAGUUUUAGCUGCUGAGAUUGGGCUAUGGAAACAAAUGAGCUGUUCGGUAUUGGCCUUACAUGGUUUCCAUCCAUAUUCUUGCUAUAUGUGGCUGACUGUAGAACGUCUGGAAGCCUCUUUCUUGGGAGUUGUUGGGUUAAAAUGAUUAAGCCGCUGUGUCUGUGCCUGCACAGCACACACCCUAUUGUCAUUACAGCAUGGAGACAAUGCAGCCAAUGAGAAAGCAGAGCAGGGAACAGGAAUUGUGUGCCUGUCAGGGCUCAAAUCAUCCAUGUCCUUAUAUGGUAAAAUUUACUGUCUAAUCUCAGGGAAAGCUCACUUGCCGACAGGCGGGGCGGGGGAAGCUAUAUGCAUAUUGUGCUUUAGGCUCCUUCUCUAUGUGCCUAUGAAGACAGAAUAUAUAGCAAUAAUAUAUACACACAGAGCCGGAAUAAAAUGAAAAUAACAAACUCUGUGGACGUAGAAUCCUUGCUCUAAGAAAACUGAUUUAGCAUUACACGUAUUUGGCAAAGCGUCCUCUCCUAAUAGUUUUCCAUGAUGUAAAUGAGAAUAUGGGGUUCUCAUAAAGAUAUGUCAAUUUGAUGAAAAAUAAAUUGAUUGCAGUAUGUUGCCAGAAUUUGAAAAGGAUCUUUAUCCAACAAUAUAUGCAGGUGCAUUUUACAGCCAUUUCUGAUUUAGACCAGGAUAACCUUAAACAAUAUUGCAGGCGUAGCACAAUGUGAUUUUUUUUAAAUAUCCUACGUUACCAGAGAGAUCUGCAGCUGUGUCUAAGGCUAAUUCAUGAAUUCCAUUUGAGGUGACAAUGAAGGCUCCUGAACUGAAUGUCUCCUGUAUAUAGAUUUCAUUGUGUAUGUGUUUUCUAGGAAUCCUGUGCUAAUCCACAUGGAGAAGACAUGGAAUACCAAUUAGUGGCUGUUCCUCUGUGGUGCAUGUACAAAUUAAGGGUUAAUUUUAGUAAAAUGGCUGCAGACAUCUGUGCAGACUUCGCUGCAAUGUCAGUACCUUUUAUUUCACAUUUGUGUCAAGUGUUUAAGCAAAUAAGAUUUUUUUUUUUUUUUUUCUCCUUUACCUGCUGAAAAACCUCAAACGUGACUGGAUUCUAAAUAAAAGAUCACUGCCAAGGAUCAGAGUGUAAGGCUUUUACAGCAUGUAGUGCAAACAAGGUGUGGUUAAGAUGUUAUCUGCAUUCAAACUAUUUCACAUCCAGGCUAAAUUACCUCUUAAGAUAUGGGAACCUUCCAAGGAAUGUAGACUAUUUCACAGUUCACUUUGUAACAGCCACAAAAUGGCACAUAUAUACAAGCAAAGUCCCUCAUGGAAGAAAUGUCAAGACAGAAUGGUGCACAAGCAGCCAUUAUGUGGCAAAGGAUUUGUAUUUAUUCUAUUUUUGAUGAUCUGUGUUAAAAUUACUGAAGCUUUUGCCACUUCUCAUCUUCUAUGUUUUUACUGUAGUGAAUUCAGUUGGGGUCUUUCUAAAUCAAAAGGAUAAUCCAGAGGAGGACCUCAUGCUCACCAUGCUUUGUGGGGUUUCAGCUAUGCCUCACUGACAAGGCCUAAUGAAGGCUUUAACAAUAAUUUUAGUUUUGCUAUAUCUUUUGUGCAGUGAGAACCUCCUGGCAGUUCAGAUGAUCUCCACGGAGUGUGGGUAUAUGCUUUGUUUUAUAGCAUACGCAUCUUUUUUUUUAUUAUAACUUGUGAUUUGGCCCAAGAUUGACUUAAUAAUAAACUUAAUCAUCAUUAUAAUAGUGCUCUUUUACCUUUCUAAAUAACUGUUUGCCUUAUCUUGAUGGAAAAGCUCUCCGGAAGAGAAUCCAUUUUCUUACUGUCCUUGCAUUACAAGAAACACAUAGGGUGUGAGGUUUUAUAUGAGCACUAAAAUCUGGGCUGGCAGGAGAUUUUACAGUCUAGGGAGCACAUUGCCCUAGACUAAUGGCAAUUGCAUUGGACUGUACCCAGAGCCACAUUGACUUAAGUGCUUAAAGUGGCUCUGUCAGUUAAAAAAAAUAAUAAUAAUAAUAAUAAUAAUAAUAAUAAUAAUAUAUAUAUAUAUAUAUAUAUAUAUAUAUAUAUAUAUAUAUAUAUAUAUAUAUAUAUAUAUUUUUUUUUUAUAAAAAAAUUUUUAGGCCCUUAAUCUUAAUGGUAAUAUUUCAUCUCUUGCCACUUUCCUUUAAUUUAUAUUUUUAUUUUUUUUCUAUCUUGUGAUGACUGGGUGCAGGUCUGCUCAUGAUAUCUGCUGUUGGGAUUAGUUUUACUGAUUGGUUGUGGAUAAAUUUGAUUAUCAACUUAAAAAGGACCUUGUGUUAAGCUUCACCCAUUGUCAAGUUUAACAAUGAGGAAAGGCAGACUAAAUUUUUCAUUAUUGUGUAAAAACUUGAGCGCUCAAAAUGGGGGGGGCGGAUGGAGGUAGGGGCUGGCUAAGUGUGCAUAGGAACUAAACUUUGGCUGCCUAAGUAAUAAGCCAGCCUUGCCGGGUCAUAGGUAUGAGCACUUGUGAAAUAGUGUGCCAGUAUAUGGACAGGAUGAGCUGCGGUGACCAGAUCUCGAUCCGCCAACCCUGAGCUCAAGGUCUCAUCACUGGGUUUAAUGGAUAUUCUCAGAGGAGUAAGUAAAUACAUAAUCUAGGAACGUAAUGUUGUCCUGUUCAGGCUUCUGCAUACUUUGGGUCUGAUCUCCGAUGUUUUUUGUGACCCAUACUGGUUUCAUCGAAUUGGUGAGGAUUUAUAAGGUAUCGCCAAAUUCCACCUGAAAACAGCCUUUUUAUGCAACAUUUACUCUGCACUCAAGAUCGCUCUGGUUCACUGCUAAGCUCUGUGCGCCCCCCCCCCCGAUAAUGACAUUUUUGUCAGAAUUGUACUAAAAUAUAUUGAUGUUUUUCUGCAGUGGGCCACUUCUUCAAAAAUAUGUGUGGGUCGCACUUCUUUUUCAUUAAGCGAAAAUAUGGUCUUUUAGCUGUGUAAUGCAUGUUAACACUGGAUUAACAAUUUGACAAGAACGCAAAAGCAGUUGACCGUUUUUCAGUAUAGCAACAUUUCAGACACUUCCUGAGGUUUGCAUUCCGAAGGGAGGUAAAGAAAGUGAAAGCAUGAGUUAAACUGGAGCACAUGGAGAUUGAGUGGGCUGUAAACGUGCCCAACCACCCUGGUUUAUUAUUUUUUUUAAAACUGGGCUAUGGGCUCCUCAUAGGACUGCUCCUCCACAUAGCUUUCUUCAGCGUGAUGGUCCUGAUGCAUGUCUGUCUUCCUUCCCUCUGACCCUUGCGUAUGACCUCAUCCGCAGGGUAGAGGAGGGAAUAUGUGCACUACACUAUUUGCGGUACUCCUUGCCGAAACUUAGUUCCCCAAUGCUGCUUCAAGAUCACGUUUGGUCAGCAGUAGGAGGUGCGGUUACUGCUACAGAUAUCACGCGUGCCACAUGUUGGACCCCCCUGUUCUAGUAAAUGUUACUCAACCACUGCAUUCCCUAUCUGCACCUCAGAACCUACUAAGUGAACAUGAAAAAAUGAUCCUAGUACAAACAUAGCAUCAACAACAUUACAGUUGUUAUGCAUGGGGUAAACCAAGAGACUUAUCUAGGCUUAAAUUUAAAGAAUGAAAUAUCCAAAGAUUUGUUUUCCCAACAUAGUUCCAGAGCAACAUGCAACCUCAUUUAAAGUGAAUUUGCUGGAUCAACAAAGUUUAAACUAUCCUGGCGUGGAUGUAUGAAAAUAUAUAUAUUUCAAACAAAUCACAGGUAGAAAACUCAUGAAGGCUGUGAGGCACCUUUCUACUCAAACUAUAUCCAUGGGGAGAAGAUUAGUCCGUUUAUUCCAUUUUUCCAACUUGAGAUUCUUAUUGGUCGUAAGCACCCUUUUAAUUAAGUUUACGUGGGUGCUGGUUUUUUUUAAUAUACUUGGCAUACAUGUGCUGUGCAGUCUUGCUUUAAGCAAAGUCAGCUUCCAGAAUGAGAAACAGACACUGAUGUUGGAAUAAACUGCAUCGCUGCCAAGAAAGUGCUGUAUGGGCCUAUCACAUCAACAAGCAGAAAAUCAUUUUCUUUGUUUUAAACAUUGCAUCUAUAAUUCAUGAUGAAUAGUACAGUAACAGCUGACCUAUUUGUUCCCUGCAAAAAUAACUUCAAUUUGGUUUUAUAGUUUAUCUAGUUCUUUUUUUCUUUUUUUUUUUCUCCCUUCUUUAGUUGUCACAUAGUAACAGUGUUUGUUUGUUUGGAGUACAAAAUGGAAUUCAAAAAAACAAAAACUGGAUUGAACAUUGUAAGAAUUGCAUCAAAAUACUUCUGACUCUUACCUAAAAAAUAAGAUUUCCCUGUGCUGUGAAUCCGUUAUAAAUGACUUUUAAUCUUGGCUUAAGUGAACUGGUCAGAUUUGCUCUGGAAAAUGUUUUGACAACAAUGGGGUGAUGUGAUUUUACUGUCACUAUAGUCAACAUGGGCCUUUAGGCUUUUUCAUGGCAGUUGCUUCCCGACAGUAGCCACAAAUCUCAGAUGACUUACGAUGGCUUUGUCGUGGCUAGGGCUAUUCAGUGCAUGCUCAUUAGUUCAUCAUUAUUUGGUGGGCAAUGAGCAUGACUUGUGUCAGUGGUGAUUGAGGGAGAUGACCUUCCAACUUGAUCUCUCCCUCCCCCUCCCCCACCAGCAGAUCAUGGCUAAUUUGUCACUAGAUUGACUCUUCUGUCUCAAUUUAUUUAUUUCUCUAUUGUAAAAAGAAAUGUGAUACUGUUUCCUGUGGGCACUAUUGCUAUGCCGAGAGAGCCUGCGUGUCUCAUUGCUUUGCAAUGUAGUCCUGGGCCCACCUAUGUCGAAAUCUUUAGACAGAAGGAUUUGGGUGCGUGCGAGAGUGUAGUUCUGCUUACUGGUUUGUUUCUUAUUCUGCAGUACAUAUUUAGUUGGCAAUAUUCUGGAAGCUUGCAAAACCGAUAGCGAUUAGGUGCCAGCUGAGAUACCUUCCAAUAUCUGAUUUUUACUUUGUUGUGAUGUUUGCUAAAUUAUCUCCUUGCAAAUGAAUAGAAUAGCCUUGGGACAGCCCUUGCUCGAUUUCUUAGGGCAUUGCUGUGACCAUUGGAUCUGUGGCAGCAGCUAAUAUGCUAUGAUCUACACAGACUGCUCUGCUAUGUGAACCUUUCUCUUGCUUCUGGAAUGUUGUCUCUGUUCACAAGCCAAGGACACCCUGCAUCUUCCAGGAAGCUCAAGCCUAAUAAUCCUGUAUGGCGUCUCUCAUAAUGCAUGCUCACAUUAUGAAUCAACCCUUCAAGUAAUGCUGUCCAGUAAUCUAGAACCUGUGGUUUGUCUGUAUUUGUUGGACUCGAGCUGUAGUCAAUGGGCGGAUGUGUUUGCAGUCCAAUAUCCACUGAUUGCCCAGGUUAUAGGCAAUUGGCAUUCAUUCAUUUUCUGUCUUAUCUGGACACAAGUAAUCUAUGCAUUUAUUUUCUGUCUGUAUUUGUAAAGUGACAAUUAAAAAGGGAUUUUUGAACAAAGCAUGUUUCUGAUUUGCAGUGUACAGACAUGUUAAAACUGAUAAACUUGUCUGUUGUAAUUGUCUCUUAGCUCUUCCAUAUGUAUUUGUUCCCUCAAAGGGACACUAUGGUCACCAAAAUAACUUCAUCUUAAUGAAGCAGUUUUGGUGUAUAGAACAUGCCCCUGCAGCCUCACUGCUCAAUUAAAUAAUCACUUUGUUUAUGAACCCUAGUCACACCUCCCUGCAUGUGACUGACGCUUCCUGUAAAGAGUCAUCCAAAGUCUAUCCUUUCUUUAUUGCAUGUUCUGUUUAAUUUAGAUUUUCUUAUCCCCUGCUAUGUUAAUAGCUUCCUACAAGAGCCUCCUGUAUGUGACUUAAAGUUCAAUUUACAUAGCAAGAGAUAAAAUUGUUUAAGGUAAAUUACAUCUGAUUGAAAGUGAAAUUGAGCAGUAAAACCUGAGAGGCAUGAUCUAUACACUAAAACUGCUUCAUUAAGCUAAAGUUGUUUAGGUGACUAUAGUGUUCAUUUAACAUAAAAGCAGUCUAUGCAUUACAAAAGAUCACCUCUCCAAAGCCCUUUCCUCCUCAUCCUUCAAUACACAGCCACCCCCUCUUUUUAUCUUUUCUUUCCAUCAUUAAGAAACCGUUUUACAUUGAGCAUCUGGGGUGGUCACAGCCUUUGCCCAUAAAUAUGGGAGCAGAACUUAUAGCAUUACCAUGCCCUCCUCUUAGUGGAAAAAAAAAAACAUGUGGAAGAGACAUCUGUUUUUAUUACAUACAUGCUUUAGCCUUUCAAGCAUAUGUGGCAGUAAAAUCGCCUCUACAUUACACUGAAUCUAAAAUUGUGUGAAUGUUAAUUUCUUAAUUUCCGGCAGUUUUAUAUACCGAAGAUAAUAACCAGCCGAUCAUUAUUUUACCAAGCCUAAUAUAUUUAUCUGAAAACCACAUAAUAUACAAGGUGUAAGGGAUACUCUGAGCACCAUAACAACCCGUUCAUUGCAUUUGUCACAGUGCUGGAAUGUCUAUAUCCAUGUCUCAGCACACAGUUUGUUAUAAUUGCAGCAAAUGCCCUAUAUUUUUGCCUUUACCUAUAUGAAAUUUUGCACACCGCAUGUACCAUCUGUAUAAAUCUCCAUUCUUGCUGCUGACCACGCUUACACACAGCCCACGACUUUGGUGUUAACAGUCAGUGAGGGGAGGUGAACACUUCUCGCAAGACGGUGAACAGUUUACUCGAUAAACUGAUAGCACUCACUGUAUGGCUUUUGGCUUUUCCAGCAGCUCCACUUAUCUUGUGACAAAUGGAAAGUACAGCUCAGGACAACGGUUUAACUGGGUAUGAUUCAGGCUCUAGAGUCAAAAUAAGCUUGAUUGGUAGAUCCCAUUUGUGGCAGAGCUUGCCGCUGUAUUCUCUACAGAUACAUUUCCAUCCUGGAGUGUCCAAUUUUACUACCAUUCUGUUUCCCUCUCAGGUCUCAUACCUUUAACUCACUUGUGGACAGAGGGGACUUAUGCAUUUUGCAAAUCACACUGGUGUCAUCCAUAAGGGAAAAACAUUGACAAAAUGGCAUUCUGGUCUCAUCUGCACAGUAACCCUUGACAAUUGUUUUGGCCUUCUUGCAAGCAAAAUGUUUGUUUUUGCUUUUACUAGAUCAUGCUUAGAGGGGCUUUGUAAGUAUUACACAUGCAGCCACUUAUAAUGGGUUGUUAAGUUCAAGGAGACAGCUGUCCAACCUUGUAAGACAAUGAAUGCAAGAACUGGACUAAACCACUCUGCACACAUUCCCUGUAUUCACCUUCCAAGAUUGACUUAUGUGUCAUUAAAUUGGCAUCUGAGGGACUGAGCAGGUCCUGAUUUUUAUUAGAGGGUUUGACAAAAAGAUGAAGUGUUACACACAUUUCCAGAGUCUUAAUCUGUAGUGGUUAUAGUUCAUAGUGACCUUUUACUCAAAGGGUAAGAGAAGCCUAUUUUACUUGGAAUCUGUAGGAAAUUAUUUAAACCUGAUUUUCAAGAAGGCCUGUUUUCGAUACAGUCAGACAAAACUACCUACCUUCUGUAAUGUAACAGUUUUGCCCAGGUUUACAAUGAUGCCUGAACUUCCGGUAUCGGUAAGGAAAACUGCCUCUGGUGAUGAAAAUCUGCAUCACAGAAUUAUGCCAUCAUGGGAUGUUGAUUCCCGAGAAAGUUCAAUAGGCAGGUUUAGAAUGGUUAAGCACUACAUGUGUAAGUGGAACAGAUUCACAUCUAAAAACUGGGAACAUCUGCGCUGUGUUUGUUUUAUGUAGUGGACAACGUUUGAGCAAGAUGCUAUCUAGAAACAAAAGUCGUUCCAUAGUAGUAAUGCUAAUGUAGGCCUAAUUUAACAUUGUUUAGUCUAGGUAAAAUCUUAUUUUAGAGGCUAUUGGUGAAGUUCUUGUUCAUAGCAAGAAAAGAAUGAACAAACAAAGGCUUGCUGUGAAUAUCAGCAAAACUUUUUCCUAUUUUUGGAAUGACUUUGGGUUUCUUGUCACAUUGUAUUUACAUGUGAACGAUUUAUGCUCAAGAUGCUGCUAUAAUUGAGAGAUUCUGUACAACCAUGUUUAGUAUUAACCCUUUCACGCAGGUGCAAACACACAAAUCUGUCCCUAAAUGUUGAGUGAUUGCCGGGAGUUUCAUGCCUAAUGAUCGCAGCCAGUUUAUAUUGUGCAAAUUACUAGUUGAUGGCCAAUACUGACUGCUGUAAGACAGGAGCUUUACUUAUCGACUAUUUACCUGAAGUUUCAACCAUCUUGAGUGCUUCACAUGUCUGGAACUUACCAAUGUGUUCUUGCACAGGUUUGCAUUGCACCACCAAUACCCAUUGUUACAUUUCUCUAUCAAUAUGGAAAAAAAAUAUCUCUUGGUUACUACCAUGUUACACAGUAUCGAACAGGCAAGUCUCCCUCGUAUUCAUCAAAAUGUUAUGAAGACUUGUAGUUAAAGGAACACUACACUGAAUGUUUUUCUUGUCACUGUGCACCCAAAGUAAACCGGCAGGUCUCUCUUUUUUUCUUUUUCUUAAUUUUUUUUCGCAUGUGUUCGUCAGGGGCUUAUGGGGGGAAAAAAGUAUUUUACAAAAAGCUGUCUACUGUAUGUGCUGUCUGGAGUCUGCAAGCUCUCCCUUAUUUCACAGACAUCAUUCCAAUCAUGGGCUUCUAAUUAAGAAUGCUCUGUGCUGGAGCUGCACACACGUAGAACAACCAGCGCACCUGCCACUUCCAUUAACUCCAUAGAGCUAACAAAAGCAGAAACUGACGGCCACAUAGGUAUGUCACGCUAGACACCACAACAAAAAGUAUUCCCAUCAACCUGAAGUUCUUUCUUUUUGGAGUGUUCCUUUAACUGUAGACCCACUUCUUAACCUUAAUAAUUGGUAUGGGGAACUCAAUAGACCUUCCCUGACUGGAACCCCUGGUUUGCAAAGUAGCAGGUUGCCUUGGCAUGCUGCAUUGGCAGACACAGCUGUUCCAGUUUCACUAGAACAUGUGUGGCAUCCUUACUCACAGGAAGUGGUCACUUUGUCUUGAUUUUCGGGCCGAAUGCUGGGUGGGAGGAAGUUGUGAGAUAUGUUGUCUGCUAGUAGAGCUUGCUGAGGUAGCAUUGUCUGUGAGAAUACCAGGAAUACUGCGAAAGACAAACGGGUUUCAUAUAUCCAACUUACUACUGAUGGAUGAGGAACAGAGAAAAAUUGAUCUCCACGUAUGCAUUUGUAUGAAUGUAGUGCUGCUGUGCCUGAAUGGGUGAGUGUACUGAUGUGUACAAAUGAGAGAGAAUAGGGCUGUCCGGGUGUGACCCUGGUUCAUAAAUCCUAGGGCAUUUGCCAAACCAUGAUCUACUUAUGUUAUUUGUCGUUCAGUUGGUCCAUUUUUUUUAUUUUGAGAUCUUUAUCAGAAUUCCUGUAUGGACUUUCUUCCUUGAUUCCUUAAAAAAAAAAAAUGCAUGCCUGUAUAUUUUCUUGUGUUUCUAAAUGUAUCUAAUAUAUCUUGGACACUCGUGUGCAUUGUUGAUAUAGAUUGCCAUCUAGUGGAUGAAAUUGUUUUUAUUUCUAAUAAAAUGACAGGUUAACCUUUCCUUCAAAUUACCAAGGCUGAUUUUAACCUAUUCCAGGGGUGUGGAUUUUUAUUUAUUUUUUUAUUUAUUUAUUUUUUAGUCCCUUGGACAAGAUUUAACAUAAAGUGCUUCUCCUAAUUCAAAAUAAUAUCAAAGAUUGUGGUCCCUUGCUUGGAGACAGGGAUAUUUGCUAAACCCAUUAUCACAAAUGAAAUCGGAAUUAAAAUAUUGAGGCAAAAAUAGCUGAUCUCAAAAUAUUCUCUAACUUUGCUAUACUGUAGUUAGAAUAUUAGUAUUUUUGAUUCAAUUUUGCCAUUUGGAUUUAUUUUGCAAAAAUUAAGUUUUGUGAAUUACUGUGUGUGCUGGCUGACUGUAAUCUGUGUUUGCAUAUGUGAUCCAGAUUUUUUCUGUACAACUUUUAUGCAUAUAUACACAAUGAUGAUAAUGUAUACAAAUGUAAAUAUGAAUAGAAUACACAUUAUACAUGUGUAUAUGCAGAAUACUAAAAUUGUUGAAUUUGUUUAAUCAUACUUUUUUGACACCUAACACACAUCAGACUCCUACGCUGUCAUUCUGACACACACACUGACCGGUGCACACACUCAGUACUCAAACACAGACCCCUUUACACACAAAGUACGUUUGGCCAAAACAGAUAUACACAUACACACACUGACCAAUAUACACACAAACUACAUCAGACUUACAUACAGUACAAUUCAUAUACAUAUUACACAAGACCAGCAGGUUUAAUAUUUGUCUGUCUACUGCUUGUCCCCUUCACUUUUCUUUCCCCCCAGGAUAUGACUUCAAGAUGUAGAAUUGGCUGCUUCUCCUUGCACCUCCCCAUGCCUGGCAGUCCACUGUGGCCCCUGGUUGCCUCUUCCAGCAAAGAGGACAGUCUGUCCACCACACCAAUACUCAAACUUAGCUUGUCAUCUAGCCCACUGUUCCCCAAACCAAUCCUAAUGGCCCACCAACAAUCCAGUAUUUAUGUAUUUCCCUGUUUUAUUCCAAUAGAGAGACUGACAAAACCUGGACUGUUGGCUAGACCAGUGUUCCCCAACCCAGUCCUCAUGGCCCACCAACAUAUUAACUUGUUUUGUGUUGUUGGAAUAUUACCAGUAAUCUCUAUGUGGAAAAUAAUUGAGGUUGAUCAGUCCGAUGUCAUACUGAAACAGCCCUGACAUGCAGAUACAGAACAUUCUAUAUUGCUUAGUCUGUGUUAAUGCUCUUGGAUUUUUUAAUAACUAUUAUUACUUUAUUUUUUUAAGCUUGUAUUGACUUUUCUAAUGGCCACUUUCCUCCUCUUCUCUGUAGACUGGAAGAAUUGACAAGUCUUAUCCAACAGUGUGUGGCCAUACAGGACCAGUGCUGGACAUUGACUGGUGUCCACAUAAUGACAAUGUUAUAGCCAGCGGCUCUGAAGACUGCACUGUCAUGGUAAUCCUCUCCUUUUAUUUUUUUUUCUUUGUGCUUUCAGAGUAUUUGGUUUUGUGACUUUCUGCAACGUAUUCUGUUUCAUGAAUACAGAACAAUGUACAGGUAUCUUCUGUUCUGCACUAUCGUGCCUUUAUGGUCCAGGAUCCUUUUUGUAUGACGAUAGAUUCUGUAGCAAAUAUAAAUGUCUAAACAAACAAACCAGGCACUUGCAAUAGAAUAAACAAAAUGUGAUGUGUAAAUUCAACUAUUCUAUCUCUAGUGGAAGGGAAACAAAGUUGUAGCUCCUGAACUGUUGCACUUAGUAACCAGGCUCUCCUGACGUGUUUUUGUGUUCACACAGUUCCUCUAGGGCAUGUCUGAUCAGAUUUAAAGGGACACUAUAGGCACCCAGACCACUUCAGGUUUCUAAACCCUGCAAAGAGAACUAUUGCCGUUUUUCAUAAACUGCAGUGAUUACCUUUUUGAGGGUUAACUCCACCUCUAGUGGCUGUCUAGGCACUGAGCUUCCUCAAACUAUGCAUGAGGACAUCCUGUGUCACCCUUAUGUGAGCGUGACCAAGCAUGAGGCAGAGCCCGAACCACCACCAUGGACAUUGGCCCUGGUAUCAGGUAGGUGGGGGGUGGGAGUUACUAUAGGGUGCUAUAAGGCUAGGAACUUUGUUUUCCUGGCACUAAAGUUUCCUUUUAAGCAACCUCGUAUUUACUUUUAUAGUAGUUGCAUUAACAUGAGCAUUGCAUUGCAUAUCAGCAUUGCAUUAAACACCCCAUACCUGAGCAUUCUUCUAGAAAUGAUCACCUUAUUUAUGGUGGGAUAGGAGCGGUUUAUAUUAUCUGUAGCAGUCUCUUGGUAUAAAUGACACUCCUACCAUAGAGUACAUGUCUACAUGGGUCCCUUAAUAUAAACUGCACAAGUCCCAUUCAGGUUAAACAUAUUAUUCCAUGCAUAUAGUAGAGCACUGUUAAAGGCACACUAUAGUGUCUGGAAUAAAAAACCAAACCCAUAUUCCUGACACUAUUGUCCUUGUAUGCCUGUUAAGGUCCUCUGCCCAGUGUCGAUUGCGCUGAAAAGGUGUUUUUGUCCCACACAGUGCUGCGAGGCUGGCUCCACUUCCAUGGCUCAGAUCAUUAAACUUUAUGGUCUCAUGCAAUCUAAUGCUUUCUCAUAAGAAAGCAUUGGGAGGCUAUAGCGCAUGCAGGGCAAAACGCUGCGCCAAUCAGCAUCUCCUAAUAAAGAUGCAUUAAAUCCAUGCAUCUCUAUGGAGAACAUUCAGUGCCUUCAUGCAGAGCGUGGUGAUGCUCCACACCAGUCCUGUACACGGCAACACUUGACUAGGAAGUACCUCCAGUGGCCACUUGAGUGAAUGCCAUGUAAACACUGCCUUUUCUCUGAUAGACUCCAGAAGAACUACAUUAGGUUGUGGUUUUUCUGGUGUAGUUGUUCUAUAGUCUCCCCUUAAGGAACUGCACUCACUCAAAAAUCCUUCUAUGGUGCCUUGCAGACUAGAGUGGCAUAAAUUCCAUUAGAAGUACGUAACCAGAAGAAGAAAAAGAUCCAGAUGCUCAAGGAUAAUGUAAAGCAGACUUUAUUUGAAACAUAGAGUUGGCAGUGUUUUGGUUCUGUUAUAGAGCAUUUAUCAAGCCAGCCUUUUGCUUCUGUUCUCCUAUAUAUGCAGUCAUACCCACACUCCCAUUGCAUAGAUAGCCUGUCAUUUGUGCAUGAUUUCUUUAAGAGCAUAUGUUUCUAUGUUGGUAAUGUCAUUGUGAUUGGAUGUGUUCCUUUUGUGCAAGUUCUCACGUUUGAUGCUGUGUGAACCAUAAAUAAGUGGGGCAUGAUAUAUUACACAAUACUGCAGCUUCAGACUGGAACUUUUAUAUAACAAACUGGUCAGAGAGAAUUGCUCUCUGAAGCAAUCUCCCAUCUAGUUUGCAGCCAGGGGUGUUGUCCUCUCUCAAAUCGCAAAGGCGACUUCACCAUUCUGUAUGCAGGUACCAGAGAUUCCCAAAGUCUCAGGAAAGCCCCAGGACAUUCUGUUUACAUAGCGGCCGCAAAUCAUUUCUGACAGAUACUGUCAGUAGGCUCGCCAAGCUACACUGAUGGAUCACAAUUGACUUUGUGGCCAACAGCAUCCUAAAGGUGCUAUACAUGCAGACUGAAUUUUGUGUUACAUUUGCUUAAGCACCACACAUUAAGUUCCCUGUGAUGCCAGAGAGCAUAAAUAACACUUAUUAUGUCUUAAUUUAGGUAUGGCAGAUUCCAGAUGGUGGGCUGACUCUUCCACUUACAGAGCCUGUGGUGGUGUUGGAAGGGCAUUCCAAGAGGGUUGGCAUAGUAACGUGGCAUCCCACUGCUCGUAAUGUUCUACUCAGUGCAGGUAUGACAUUUCCAAUGUUUGUUUCUGAAAUGUGGUUAGAUCCUUUAUAUACAUUGAAGGUUGAACAAUAUUUUGUGAGUGAGACCAAAUGUGCUUGAACACAACUUUUAUCUUGUAUAGAACGAAUAUUUAGUUUUCAGAUUAAAAAAUAAAUUAAAAAAUGUUCUCUUGUAUACAGGUUGUGAUAAUGUCGUCAUUAUUUGGAAUGUGGGCACCGGGGAGGCAUUGAUUACUCUGGACGAUAUGCAUUAUGACAUGAUCUUCAGUGUGUGCUGGAAUCGUAAUGGGAGCCUAAUCUGUACAGCCUCAAAAGACAAGAAGUUGCGUGUGAUCGACCCACGCAAGAUGGAAAUAGUAGCAGUAAGCACUAAAAAGGGAAUCUUGGGAAAAUCGUUAUACAACCUAAUUUAUUUUAGUGUACUCCGUUUAUAUUAAAAAGCAGCAUCUAAUAACAUGAAAAAAAAAUUGCUGUUAAAAGUAAAAUAUCACUCUCCCAACUAUACACUAUAAAUUGUUCUUUCUUUGUCAAGGAUAAAAAGGACUUGGAGGAAUAGAAUAAAUAUGAUUUGCAGCUUUGUACUGCUAGUAUUAAGAUGAGCUUUCUCCUCUGCUUCUUUUUUUUGUCUUAGAGCUUGCUAAUCCCAUUAAUAAGGGCCACUUUUAUUUCUUUACAAUUGAUACAUUUAUAUGGUGUACGUGAAAACCUACAGUUAAAUGUAACCACUUAUAUGUCCAGAAGAAACUGAGGGGUUUGGGUUUAGCUGAUUCUCUUUAUUGCUGCUAUCCAGCCCAGAUGGCAGAGGUGCACUGAUUGCAUGCAGACCCUGUGAAAAAUCUGUGGGUAGACUUAGAGCAUACACUGUUUGGGUGAGACUUUCUAUCAUUGCACAUUUGAGUAUACAAACACCAUUGUUACCUACCCAAGUUUGCCCUUCAUUUCACUGCAUUAUGGGAUGAAAUGACAUGUAACUUUAACUUUGUGCAUUACCCUGUACCUCUUAUCACUUUUCUUUCUGGCCCUUUUACAACCUUCAGUACAUCUAUCCACCUUCAAUGACUUCUGCUAUAUACAAACACACCAUUUGGUAUAAAAAAGUGGAAAUCAUGACAAUACUUCUCAAUUUGGAUGUCUUUUAUAGAUGCCAUUCUUUCCUAUUCUUUUCUUGCAAACAAACUGUCUUAAAUUGAUUUUUAAAUGCAUUUAUUUUUUGUUUCAGGAAAAGGAUAAAGCUCACGAAGGGGCCAGGCCUAUGAGAGCAAUCUUUUUAUCAGAUGGGAAUGUAUUUACUACAGGGUUCAGUCGUAUGAGUGAGCGUCAACUAGCGCUAUGGAAUCCGGUAUGUAGGGUGAUUUUUAAAAAAAAUGGGGCAUCUUCAAAUAAAGUGGAUAGAACUUCGCAAGAUUGUAAACGUGAAACAUAACACAUUGGAACACUUUGGUUAAUGACGCUUAUAUUAACCUUUCAAGCAAAUUGCUGACACUCUUAAGAGUCCAAAUCACCUUUUUUUCUCAGUGCUGUUUAUCUUAGUCCAAAUAUUUAUUUCAUUUUGAUAUUGCAGCAAGUACUUUUUUAAAUUGGCUUACUUUUUCUACUUCAAGUAUACCCAAAAUGGGGAACUGUCUGAUUUUUUUCAUCUCCAAAUUUUGAAUUUUAUCGUGCAGGCUCCAUGAAAAAAGUAAAUUUGAAUUGUAUGGUAACGUAGCAAGCACUGAUCUUUUGCAUAACUGUAGAAAUGUGCAAUGUAUCUAGACAAAAUUUAUAAUGUUAUCAGUUUUAAUUCUAUAAUUUGAUUUCUGUUAUAUUCUGCACUGGGCUGGCAUGCCCCACCGGGAUACCGGGAAGUUUCCCGGUGGGUCGCGGCACAUGGGGGUUGCACAGCUCUGAUUCUUCAGUAAUCGUUGCCGCAUGAAGGUGCUGGCGGGUGGCCGGUCCAGUAGCACACUGAGGGGGCCGGCUGCGUCCGAAAGUUACCUUGCGGCUGGUGGGCGCAACUCCUGUAAUGCAUGGUGGUGCCGCCGGGUCAGUUGGCCGCUUUGCCGGUCCGGUGGCACAUUCACCAAUACUGACAGCCGUGCAGUUGUCGGAUAGCACAGGAAGACUGAGGGAGGUGGCAGAGCUGACUAUCAUGCUCCCUCGUUGUUUCCUAGCACAGCCACAUCAUACAGUCGUAAUUACUCUAUAAUGUGUCCAUGCUGAGAAUGUAAUCCGCUCGCUAAACUGAUAAGUGAAUUUCUGUCCUGUGUAUAUUGCUGACACCUAACCACUUGAAAGCAAAAAGAGAAAAUACUAGGUCUGUGAAUAUUGAGGGAUAUAAAAUACAAAAACAGAGCUGGUUUUAGAAUGUAUAGAAUCUAUUUCUAAUACUCUAGUCUAUACUGGAUUUGCUCCUAAAGUUCUCCCCCUCUAAAUUGAUUUACUUCAGUGAGCAAGCCUGCUCGUUUGCAGGCCCAUUACUUCAGUGAGCAAGCCUAAUCGUCUGGAAAUGCCUGAUUGCCCAACUUUGCAAGCCCAUUACUUCAGUGAGCAAGCCUGAUCGUCUGCAAAGCCUGUUUCCCUGGCACUGACCAAAGUAUCCAAUGAUCUACUCGCUGCAAAAUCUCGUGGUCCCUACUCUAUCCUAAUUCUCCUUGACCUGUCUGCGGCUUUAGACACUGUUGAUCAUCAAAAGCUUCUUCUCAUCCUCCGCAAUAUCUCUCCUGGUGCUCCCCCUACCUCUCUCAGCGCUUUUUCAGUGUUUUUUUUUUUUCUUUGGCUCUGCUUCUUCUCCCCAACUCCUCUCUGUUGGUGUCCCCCAAGGUUCAGUCCUUGGUCCCCUACCGUUCUCCAUCUAUACUGCCUCCCUUGGUAAACUCAUUAGCUCCUUUGGCUUCCAAUAUAAUUUCUAUGCGGAUGUCACUGCCUCUCUGCUAUUUCUAACUGGAUGGCUGCCCACUUCCUUAAACUCAACUUGACCAAAACUGAAAUUCUGGUUCUUGCUUUCAAAUCGCUACAUAAUUCUGCUCCCACCUAUCUAUCCUCCCUUAUACACAAGUAUGUUCUGUCUAGGCCCUUACAAUCUGCUUUAGACUUACGUCUAUCUACUCCCACCUCUGAUGCUCGCCCUCAAGAUUUCUCGAGGGCUGCACCGUUCCUGUGGAAUUCACUUCCCUCCUCCGUUAGAUGCUCACCCAGUCUCCACUCCUUCAAAAAAUCGUUAAAAACCCACUUCUUCAUAAAAGCCUAUCAAUUAAACUGUUAAUAGCUCCUGAAUGAUUCCUCUUCUGCAACUGUCAUUAGUCUAAUACUAUCCUUACCUUUUUGUGUCAUUUUACCCCACUCCCUAUAGCAUGUAAGCUAAUUGAGGGGGGGCUUCAAUCCCUCUGUUCCUGUGUGUCCAACUAGUCUGGUUACAACUACAUGUCUGUUCGUCCACCCAUUGUACAGCGCUGUGGAAUUUGAUGGCGCUAUAUAAAAAUAAUUUUUUAUAAAUUCUGCCACUAGGUUUGGUACAUAUAUGAACUCUCUGCUUGCAACAAUAGACACACUAAGAAAACAAACUAAAAGUGAAUAAAGUGCUAACAUGCGAAUUGCUCCUGACGUGCGUUCCAGUGCUCUUAAUGGAGCCUUCGUCAGUCUCAUUUUUUUUGCCUCUUGACAGUUUAAAGAAAACCGCAUCCAACGAUGUGUAUUCCAAGAACGCUUGGCUAACAGUAAUUGGUGUGGAGAGUACUGGCUUUCUUUUUAAAAUACUUCCUCACAUCAUACAAUGAGGAAUCUAUUUGCUUAGUGUCUCUGCAACGUAAUAAACAUAUGCUAAAGCUUUAUUGUCAAAACUACCAUUACUUGUUAUGGAAAACAGAUUACAUGGUUAUACAGUUCUGUAAUAUUGCAAGGUGAUUCUGUUAUGAUCCAAAUUUAACCGGUGUAACAUUGAUUUAAAAUAUUUAGUUUUAUUAUCCCCUUUACUUGAAUACUAUUGGUCUGACCACUUGUAUGAUUGUUCCACUCCAUUGAUGGAAAGCAGAUGUAGAAUUGCUUUAACAGGUUGCCAGCAUCUUCCUGAUAAUACUCUGUGAAUGAACUUGUGAUUGGUAAAAUUAUUUGAAAUAGUACAGCAUGGUUUUCUUGAUCAUUUUGUUUUGUUUUUCAGAAAAAUAUGGAAGAGCCAAUUGCACUACAUGAAAUGGACACUAGCAAUGGAGUCUUGCUACCAUUCUAUGAUCCAGACACCAAUAUCAUUUACUUAUGUGGGAAGGUGAGCAACCAUUUGAAGAGAUGUUGGUUUGGUUAUUAAAUGGCACAUAUAGUACCAUAUAUGUGCUUUAUUGUACAGGUGAUGAUGCAUAGAGCAACCCUGCAAGCACCUUUGAGCCUAGUUAGCAGAGUUAGAAAUGCUGUGAUUUGUAAAAAUUGCUGCACUCUCAGACAACCCCUCAUAGCUUUCAGUUUUGCAGCCAGACCGCUUGUUUCGGCUACACAAUGUAAGACUUGUCCAACUUUUACAUACAGUAUCUGUAUGCCACAGGCUCAUUUGGUGUUGAGCCCUCUCUCCUGGAGAGAGAACAAGCAAUGGACCGUGCAUGCAGGUAGUCUCCACAUAGUUUGAGAAACGUACAGAUUUUUCUCAAGCUGUUUUUAUGAACAGGGAGCUACUGAUUGUCUUGGAGCAUCAGCCGAAGCUCAGCCAAUUAGUGGCACCCCUCUCCACAGCAGUUUUGGCUGAGCUGAAUUGUGCUAGAGAGAAGACUUUAGUGGAAACUGUUUAACCUUUAAAAGUAUGUCGCUGCCAGAUAUAACCCUUGCACCAUAACGGCUUAAUUCUGAUGAAGUAAUGCUGCCCAGAUGGUACAUUUGUGGAGAAUGUGCAACAUUCAAGUUUGCGAGAGAAGGGAAAGAAGUAUUUAUGAAUCAAAACUUUUAAUUAGGUUUCAGGUGCAGGGGUAACUUCGGUGUAUAGGUUAACAUGUUUCAGGUGCAGGUAUAACUUAACCUAUACAUGUUGUGUAUGUGUGGUUCAGUGAUGUGGGACGAUUCUCAAGACCGUAAGGGACAUUACCACCCCAUACUAUUGUUGUUAGUUGUUUAUUUUCCAGUCUUUUUUUUUUUUUUUUAAACUUGGCAUUCUUUUCAUUCUUAUUUUGUUUUAUUACCUUGGGGUCAAUUUUUUUCAUUUUACUCAUGGGGUGUUUAGAUUUUUCACCUUUUCCCUACUUCCUACUUUUGUUAGGAUUUUCAAUCUUGCAUUGAGAGGGGUGGGGUGGGGUGAUUAGCCUUUUUGUCCUCGAAGGCAUAGCAGUGUAGUGAAAGUUGGUAUUUACAUCUUAUACUCUGUAGUGCUUUACUCUGCUCUGUUAUCCCAUUGCAAAUUGUUACAUUUGUUUUCACCUCUCUGGUUAUUUCUUUUAAUUUAUUUUUUUAUUCAAGGUUUAUUUGCGUAGUUUAUACAUACAUCAGUAAAGGCAAAUACAGGGAGUGCAGAAUUAUUAGGCAAGUUGUAUUUUUGAGGAUUAAUUUUAUUAUUGAACAACAACCAUGUUCUCAAUGAACCCAAAAAACUCAUUAAUAUCAAAGCUGAAUAUUUUUGGAAGUAGUUUUUAGUUUGUUUUUAGUUAUAGCUAUGUUAGGGGGAUAUCUGUGUGUGCAGGUGACUAUUACUGUGCAUAAUUAUUAGGCAACUUAACAAAAAACAAAUAUAUACCCAUUUCAAUUAUUUAUUAUUACCAGUGAAACCAAUAUAACAUCUCAACAUUCACAAAUAUACAUUUCUGACAUUCAAAAACAAAACAAAAACAAAUCAGUGACCAAUAUAGCCACCUUUCUUUGCAAGGACACUCAAAAGCCUGCCAUCCAUGGAUUCUGUCAGUGUUUUGAUCUGUUCACCAUCAACAUUGCGUGCAGCAGCAACCACAGCCUCCCAGACACUGUUCAGAGAGGUGUACUGUUUUCCCUCCUUGUAAAUCUCACAUUUGAUGAUGGACCACAGGUUCUCAAUGGGUUUCAGAUCAGGUGAACAAGGAGGCCAUGUCAUUAGAUUUCCUUCUUUUAUACCCUUUCUUGCCAGCCACGCUGUGGAGUACUUGGACGCGUGUGAUGGAGCAUUGUCCUGCAUGAAAAUCAUGUUUUUCUUGAAGGAUGCAGACUUCUUCCUGUACCACUGCUUGAAGAAGGUGUCUUCCAGGAACUGGCAGUAGGACUGGGAGUUGAGCUUGACUCCAUCCUCAACCCGAAAAGGCCCCACAAGCUCAUCUUUGAUGAUACCAGCCCAAACCAGUACUCCACCUCCACCUUGCUGGCGUCUGAGUCGGACUGGAGCUCUCUGCCCUUUACCAAUCCAGCCACGGGCCCAUCCAUCUGGCCCAUCAAGACUCACUCUCAUUUCAUCAGUCCAUAAAACCUUAGAAAAAUCAGUCUUGAGAUAUUUCUUGGCCCAGUCUUGACGUUUCAGCUUGUGUGUCUUGUUCAGUGGUGGUCGUCUUUCAGCCUUUCUUACCUUGGCCAUGUCUCUGAGUAUUGCACACCUUGUGCUUUUGGGCACUCCAGUGAUGUUGCAGCUCUGAAAUAUGGCCAAACUGGUGGCAAGUGGCAUCGUGGCAGCUGCACGCUUGACUUUUCUCAGUUCAUGGGCAGUUAUUUUGCGCCUUGGUUUUUCCACACGCUUCUUGCGACCCUGUUGACUAUUUUGAAUGAAACGCUUGAUUGUUCGAUGAUCACGCUUCAGAAGCUUUGCAAUUUUAAGAGUGCUGCAUCCCUCUGCAAGAUAUCUCACUAUUUUUGACUUUUCUGAGCCUGUCAAGUCCUUCUUUUGACCCAUUUUGCCAAAGGAAAGGAAGUUGCCUAAUAAUUAUGCACACCUGAUAUAGGGUGUUGAUGUCAUUAGACCACACCCCUUCUCAUUACAGAGAUGCACAUCACCUAAUAUGCUUAAUUGGUAGUAGGCUUUCGAGCCUAUACAGCUUGGAGUAAGACAACAUGCAUAAAGAGGAUGAUGUGGUCAAAAUACUCAUUUGCCUAAUAAUUCUGCACUCCCUGUAUGUGUAUCAGGAGUAAUAUGUAGCUUUACAGUUACACGGUAUAGCACAUUAUUUGAUAACAGACCAUAAUAUGAGCCUACAGCACAUGGUUUAAUCUGAGUAUGUCUCAGUGUAUGUCAGUCUCAGUAUGUUAUUUUAAUUUAGGUCCGAAUAUCACAGUGUCAAGUCGUGGCAUUGGGUUGAUAGCCAGUUAUGUCAGGCAGUUCUGGUUUUGGUGGAAUUAUAAGUGAUAGGUUCCGUCGCGUUCUGUCACAUGAAGUCAGGGAUUAAUUAUGUUUCGUUUGCUGGGUGCUGUUGGCUUAUAAUGGUAAGACAGUACAUUUAGGCGUUGUAACAGAGAGCCUAUUUCAUCUUAAGGUGCCUAUCUAGCCUACUUGGUCUAAGUCAACGUCCAAGAGUUGUUAGCCUAAGUCAGUAGAAACCUCCGUUUAAUUUUAAUGCAUUAGAUAAAUUGUAGUAGUGACUAGUGGCACAGGUUUCCUGUGUUUGUUUGGGCUGUUUGGUCCAUCAUUGCCUGUAUGCUGGUUCAGAGCCUAAUUAAGCACAUUUGGCCAAACAGUAAUGACAUAAGACUGUGCAAAGCGUAGUAUAGGUCAUGUCAAGUUUUGUAACAACGUUGUUCCCUCCUUCCAAAAGGGGGAGACGUAAAAAGGGAAAAGGGGCCUACGUGAAGUCCCCAUUUAAGCACCGGUGGGAGUAUCUCCCAGCAGUCUAAAAGGGCCUUGUGCCGUGCACGCGUGGCCAGGCAUAGUAAUACAUCCUGAAGUAAUGUAAUAAAAGGAAAGAAGUAUGGUGAUAGCAAUACAGGUAUGGAACAUAUACAUACACACACACUCACACUCACUUCCGCUUAACUUUAGUGAGCAUAUUUUCUUUACGUUGAAUGUGGGAAGAACAUGCAGGUCCCCUCUCCCUCCCACCCCCCAAUCCCUGGUUGCUGAAGGGGUGAAAACCCCUUCAGUGACUUGCCAGAGGCAGCGAUAUGUCACACGUCGCUGCUUCUCCUUCCGCCGCUGCUCCUCCUCUGCAUUACGGCGGCCGGUGGGCGAGACUAAUACCGCCCACCGGCGCAUUAGAGCUCCCCAUAGGAAGCUUUCCUAUGGGGAAUUGAGCGACGCUGGAGGUCCUCGCACAGCGUGAGGACAUAAAGCGAUGCUCUUGCACAGGUUUUCUGUGCUAUGAAGGAGGAAGUGCCCUCUAGUGGCUGUCUAGUAGACAUCCACUAGAGGUGGAGUUAACCCUGCAAGGUAAUUAUUGCAGUUUAUAAAAAAACUGCAAUAAUUGCACUUGCAGGGUUAAGUGUAGUGGGCGUUGGCACCCAGACCACUCCAAUGGGCAGAAGUAGUCUGGGUGCCUGGAGUGUCCCUUUAAUAUAGAUUGCCUAAAUAGGAAAUGUGGAGAGUUGGUUUUAAACAGACUUAACUGGGAGACAAGAAAGUGUUAAUUUGCUCCUGUGUCUCCCCAUUUCUGCCCAAGAACAAGCUUUCACAGUGCUGCAUACGUGUGUGUGUGUAACCCUUUUCUAUCUUCUGUUGUAUAUUUUUAUUUUUUGUUUAAUUUUUUCUUUGUAGUUUAUUGUUUAUUUUUCUCUCAUUGCUUGCUAAAACAGGGUGACAGCAGUAUUCGGUAUUUUGAAAUCACUGAUGAGUCUCCUUAUGUUCACUACCUCAGCACAUUCGUCAGCAAGGAACCACAAAGAGGGAUGGGUUACAUGCCAAAACGAGGGCUAGAUGUCAACAAGUGCGAGAUUGCUAGGUAUGGCUUUACAAAAUCAAGAGGGUUGUCACUUCCACUUGUGUUGGUUGGCCAAUUAUAUGUCUGUCCAUCUGAAUAAAAUAGUGAUUCCCAUAGGCCAAAUUGUGUUCAUGUUUUUGUUCGGUUCAUCCAGGCUACCCUAGAAUCUGCAUACAACCAAUAAAAUAAAGGUGCAUUAGUCAUCCUAUGAUAUAUAAAAUAUGGCAAUAUAUGUAUGGCACAUGCUGUAGAGUAGAGAUUAAAGGGACACUCCAGAACCCUAAGGCACUUAAGCUUGCUGGGAAGAUUUGAAUGUCAGACAUCAGGCAAAAGAACUGCAGAUUUUGCAAGCUGAUUUUAGAUCUAUAUUCCCUAUGAAUAAAAAACAUAAUGCAUGCAAGUUUUCAUUUGGGAUAUAUCUACUAAACAGUGAUUUUGGUUUGUAUUUGGGCAGUGAAGUGUCUCUUUAAAUAAACAUGCUUUCUUCUUUUGUCUGCUCAAAAUUACGAUAGUUAAAAGGUAAACCCGUUUUAAAUUUAAAGGGGAAAUAACACUGUUGGCACUCUGUAAAACUUGUUGGUCUCCCCCCAGCCCGUCUGUGCUCGUUGGUCUCCCCUCCCAGUCCCUCCUGUGCUCGUUGGUCUUCUCUCCCCGCGUCCCCCUUUGCUCGUUGGUCUCCCCUCCCCGCGUCCCCCUGUGCUCGUUGGUCUCCCCUCCCAGUCCCCCUGUGCUCGUUGGUCUCCCCUCCCAGUCCCCCUGUGCUCGCUGGUCUCCUCCCAGUCCCCCCAGUGCCUGUUGGUUCUCCCAGCGUCCCCUGUGCUUGGUCUCCUCCCAGUUCUGUGCUCAAGGCAAGGGUCUCCCAGUCCCCUGUGCUCUGGUCUCCCCUCCCUGUCCCCCUGUGCUCGCUGUCUCCUCCCUGUCCCCCCUGUGCUCGCUGGUCUCCCUCCCAGUCCCCUGUGCUCGCUGGUCUCCCUCCCUGUCCCCCUGUGCUCGUUGGCCUCCUCCCUCCCGCCCCUGUGCUCGUUUGGCCUUCCUCCUCCCCGCCCCCUGUGCUCGCUGGCCUCCCUCCUCCCCGCCCCUUGUGCUCAAGGCUCUCCCCGCCCCCUGUGUCAAGUGGAUCUCCUCUCGCCCUCAGUUUCGCGGGUCUCCUCCGCCCCCUGUGCUUCUCAAGUGGUCUCCCCGCCCCUGUGCUCGCGGGUCUCCCUCCCCGCCCCCUCUGUGCUCAAGUGGCUCCUCCUCCCUGCCCCUCUGUGCUCGGCCUCCCUCUCCCCGCCCCUCUGUGCUCGGCCUCCCUCCCCGCCCUCUGUGCUCAAGUGUUGGUCUCUUUCCCCCAGCCUCCUCUGUGCUCGUUGGUCUUCCCCCCAGCCUCCCCUUCUGUGUUUCAAGUGUCUCUUUCCCCCCAGCCUCUGUGCUCGGGAUGGUCUCUUCCCCCAGCCCCUCUGUGCUCGAUGGUCUACACCCCCAGCCCCUCUGUGCUCACCUUUCUUGUAGCAUGGCCAUGCCGUGGACUGGAGAAGAGGGCUGCACUCACCUGAACAUGCAUACAUUAUAGGGUGCUGCUGGUGCCACAAUAUACAAAAUACAGAAUCCAGCGCACUCACUUAUGUAUUAUGUAUCAUGUUCAGGUGAGUGCAGCCCUCUUGGUUUCAUUUAUAUAUUUGGGAGUCCCAGGCCAACUCCUUUGUUUUGCACUCCUUCCUGUCACGGGUGCCUUAUUCCAGGACCCUAUUUAGCCUUGACUUGCAGAGAGUUCCAAUAAGGAAGUAUUUCCCAAGUAAGUGGGUUAAUCUCAUAAGAGCAGACCUUAGGCUGUAAGAGUAGGACCUGCCAAGAAUGGGGUACAUUGAUGUCGUGGCAGGCUUAUGCAAUGUAUGAUCAUAUAAUGUAACUAAACCCCCAUAAUUUUUUCCUAGGUGAGGUGUUUUUAAAUAAAACUAUUACAAUCUCUAAGAUUUGAAAUCAUUGUUUAGUGAAUAAGUGAGUGCGCUGUAUUUUGUAUAUUUUGGCCCCAGCAGCACCCUAUAAUGUAUGCAUGUUCAGGUGAGUGCAGCCCUCUUGGUUUCUUUUAUAUGCAUAUAUAUGCAUAUGCAAGGUUUAUAAAAAUUUGUGUUGCUGUAGGGAAGCUUGCAUUGGGUCCACUGUGGUGCGGAUUUUUACUUUGUGAGGGAUUUUAAAGUGUAAAAGAAAGUAAUUCAACAGACCAAUGUUAGAUCUUUUUAUUCAUUUCUAUAUUAAAGGUUCUACAAACUACAUGAGAGGAAAUGUGAGCCAAUCAUCAUGACUGUGCCCAGGAAGGUGAGUGAUUGCAGUAAUAAGACAUAAAUAUCUAAAUGUAAGUGGAACUUCUGCUUUGUUAUGGAGGCCAUGUUCUUGUGCUAUUGGUGCUGCAAAUAAACUCUUGAUUACUCAUUUCCUCUCUAUACGGUUUCCCUUCUCUCCACAGUUACUUCUUUCUUCCCCCCUUUUUUUUUUCCUGCCAAUUCCUCUUUUAAGUCCUGUGCUGGACCUUUCCCUUCCUAUUUUUAAUAUUAAAGUGUACCUGUCCCUAUCAGAUAUAUUCCAUAUUGUGUCCCUAUCAUAUAUAUUCCAUAUUGUGCGGACAUACUUACUGGUGGCAUGUUGCAGAGUUAAUAUCGAUUUGGAGAGUUUGUUGAAGAAAUGCUUCGCCUAGGAGUCCACUGCUUUGUGCAAUGCGUCAUGUCCCCACUUGUUUUCACAUCUCCUGAAAGAUAUAUAGGCUUUUCUAUUAUAGAAAAGAAAGAGUAGCUUUAUUUGCAUUAUUGGUACCAUAAAGUAGGAUUGGGGGUCCCUACUGUGGAACAUUAUUACAAAGCUACUUCAUUACCUCUCAUCGUCCUUUUCUGUCCAAUAUAUGCUUUUGGGUUGCAUUUGAAAAUAACUUUAUUUCCAUUAUUUGGUUAAACAAUUACUUUGAAUAACCCACUCGAGAGGCCGAAUACUACCCCAAUGUACCAUCCACCUUAUGCUAUAGUCUAAAUGCUAUUUGUCAAAAUUCCUGAAAUUAUACGUUCCCAAAGAUUAUAUGUUCCCAAAAUUCCUGAAAUUAUACGUUCCCAAAUUAUACGUUCCCAUUACUCCUACUGAUCGCCUAUAAGUCCUUAGUAUAUUUCCAUUUGGUGUGAAACCUUAAUGUUCAGCGAAACACCUGCUAUUCAACCAUACAUGGAUAAUGGAAACAAAUGCCAUCAUACUUAUAUAAAAAUCUAUGUGAAAUAUGGCCUCCAACCUUCUUAACCCCUUAAGGACCAAACUUCUGGAAUAAAAGGGAAUCAUGACUAGAGAUGUCGCGAACUGUUCGCGAACUGUCUGCUGGCGAACAAUAGCGUGUUCGUGUCGGGCGAACAUAUCUGAUUUCCGGUCCGCCCCCUAUACGUCAUCAUUGAGUAAACUUUGACUGACUGUGAGGUUCCGGGUCAAAGUUUACUCAAUGAUGACGUAUAGGGGGCGGGCCGGAAAUCUGAUAUGUUCGCCCAACGCGAACACGCUAUUGUUCGCCGGCGGACAGUUCGCGAACAGUUCGGCGGACAGUUUGCGACAUCUCUAAUCAUGACAUGUCACACAUGUCAUGUGUCCUUAAGGGGUUAAGAGGCUUUCUAAAUGAACUAUCUUAAAACCUUAACGAUCACCACUGUUUCAGUUUAGAUACCUUCAUAUCCUAAAGUACAGUCUAUUUUUCUAUGUUUUCCUUUUUUGUUUUGUUACUCAUGCUCCUUUUUCGUCCUGAUGUUACCUAAUGGUUUUGGCUUCCCCUAGUAGAUUUCCUGUUGCUUCAGAUUUAUAUUUGUUACAUUUGUAUGCCUUCACAUUUCUGCUAUGCCGAAUCUUGUGUGAUUAUCCUUUUUUUAAAUUUUUUUUUUAAUUUUUACUUUCUAAUAAACUCUACGUUUGUUGUAAAAAAAUAAAAAUAAAAACCCUUGCUCGUUUCAACGGAAGUCAUUCUGUAUGAAAAAAAGCCCCUCAACACCUCAAUUGUUGCGAGGAUAAAUAGAUCAAUAAUUUGCUACUUACCAGCAAAUGAUUAACUGGUAUAUAAAAUAAUCCUGAGUUCUAAUUUCUCCCUUUUGUCGUCUAUCCUACAUAUAGGGGAAGUGCAAGUAGAAUAUGCAUUUUUAGUGCUAAACUGUUUAAUUUUUUUUAUUUUAUUUUUUCCAAGAUCCUGCUACAAAAUAAAAUAAAGUAGUGAAAAUAAGUUCCUACCACACCUGCCUGACAUGUAGUUGCAUGGACUCUCUGACCUCCUCUGCAUGUGAUUACUUAAUACCAAAGCCACAGGCUGACAAUUUUCAGUUUUAAUGUAAAUGUUAUACUUUGAAAUUUUAGUCUGACCUCUUCCAAGAUGAUCUGUACCCAGACACCGCUGGACCCGAUGCUCCCAUUGAAGCCGAGGACUGGUUUGAUGGAAAGAAUGCCGACCCCAUCCUUAUAUCCUUGAAGCACGGAUACAUGCCCACCAAGAACAGAGACCUCAAUGUCGUCAAGAAGAACAUUCUGGGUAGCAAACCAGCAGCCCAGAAGAAGAGUGACUCAGCCAGCACCCCUAAGAAGGCUGCUGAAGUUUCCCAUCCUGUAAGUAAACAAAAGCCCAAAGCAGAUGGCUUAAUGCAUAUGCGUCCACAUACACUACUACAUGACAGCUGACAAUUAGCAUAGGCUGCAGGCUUUACUAUUUUAUUGUGUGUUCCAUGUUCUACCAAUAACUUGUAGAACAUGAGAUGUAACAGACUGUGUUUAUUAUAAUCGUAUUACUGCACCCAUUUGCAUUGACAACUGUCUGUAUUGACUGUUUAUUCACAAAGUACUUUAAUUUAACAGGAACAAUUUACUUAUCAUCAUAAUAAAAAUUUGCACUAAUAAAGCAUGGCCAAAUGUAUUUCUGAAAUGGUUUCUUUGCCUGCCGGAUACUUGAUUUGUGUUCAACGUAACAUACUAAGGACUUGAACAAAAACUGAAAAUCAAACCAUUGUCAUCGAUUUAAUUAUUUUCUCUGUAACAUGUCAGGUUAGGUGUACUGGCAUUUUUUUUUUUUUUGGUUUAGUUUUAUUUUUUAUUUUUUUAUAGAGCUAAUGGUAGGUCCAGAACGUUGGAAGGAUGAGAUAGUUGUAUGGGUUACAAAAUGUUAAGCAUAUAUUCAAAAUGGAAUAACUUAUUAAUACUGAAGAGUUCUGAGAAAAUUCAAAACAGUCUAUUCACAAAUCCUGAGUUUUAUCUGUUGGGUAACUCUGAGGCAGGGCUGACCAUAAAUCUGCUCACUAGUCUCAGUGAUUUUCAAAAGCUCCUACAUAGAGACCACUUAAUUGAGUUGUAAAGCCAAUAUUUAGAAGUGCGAUAUGUCCUCAAAAUAACUAUGGACCAGCAAAACUGUGUUUGGGUAGUUUUCCUGUUAUGAUUGUUUGUAUGGUAUACAAUCUCUAUUUCUCUUUGCUUUAUAGGCCAGUGACGGCAAGAUGGAUGAGGUGAUGAAGGAGCUGCGAUCAAUGAAAGACACCAUCAGGUCCCAAGGAGAGAGGAUCUUCAAAUUAGAGGAACUAAUCGCCAGUCUCACCAACAACGAUGAGUCAGAAGAAUGAAUUACCCACGCUCCUGGUUGAGCUGGAGGUGCCCACUGCCAGACCGCAUUCCACUCAAUACUUCUCUUCGGGCCCAAGCGAUGAUCAGCAUACCAACACAGACUAAACGUCACUCCCAGUUUAACACAGAGACUUUACUCCUACCCCUUCAACCAGGUGCCUCCACUUAAGAUACCUUUGUGUCAUUUCAGGAGUUUUGUAUGCUGCCAGUAACCCAACUCCUGAACUGUCACAAUCUCCUGAUUUUCCCAAUUCCUUAAGUGAGCCUCUUAUUCCAAAGGGGAGAGAAUAAAAAGCCUCUGGUUAAUAUCAACAAACUUUAAUUAAAAGCCAAGAUUUUUACCCUCGUUAUUCAAGUGUUACAUGAAAUAUGCCUGUUUCCAAGAUCAGUACAAUAUCUUUAUCUUCUUUUUUUUUUUUUUUAAUUUUAAAGUUUUGUUUUUGACUUUUUUCUUUUCUUCAGAGUAGGGAAGGGGGGUGGGGGAUGUAAAGGAUGGACCAAUGCCACAAUCUAUUAUUUUUUGCCAAAAAGACCUUGUGAGGUUGCAAUAUUGGGACCAUGCAUCAUAUAGUAUUUUUAUUUUUAAUGUAAAAGAGCAAGCACUGUGUUACAUUGUCUGGAAUCGCAAGAAAAUAAUUACCCAUAAAAGCUUCAUGAGUUUUAUAUAAAUCUUUUUGCUAUUAUUGUGCACAAGCGUUUCUUUUGGCCUGAGCGCUCUAGUGGGAAGCAAAGGUGGGAGAGACAAGUUCCUGGUGAAAUGCACCUUUUUAUAUCCAAACCAGGCUGAUCUGUUUUCAGGUUUGCAGCAAAAAGAAAGAUGUUUUGUCCCUGCCAAAAACUAUGGGAAGAAUCAAAGGCAUCAGAAAGACGUUCCAUUUUCUAUUCCAGGAAGACCUAUUAAUCAUAAACAAAGGCUCAUGGCCUUAAAUAUAUACAGGAAAAGGGUUAUUCUUUUCUGUAUGAUUUUGGCAGCAACCAUUUUAAUCUCAAAAUCACUGUUGUAGCCAAUAACAUAGUACAUGAUCAUUGUGUUUUUAAUUAAUCCAGAAAGCCCUGUUGCAGAAGUGUGCAAUAUCACUUAAGCCAGCACAGAAUCGUUGUGAAAGCAACUCGUGUAGUACGUGGUAUAGACUCAAUAAAGCAUAGUGCAUGUGAGAAACACACCUCUGUUUCCUUCAAAUGAAAGCCAACCCUCCUCUAUGACCUAGAAUAAAUUGUGAGCUGGUAAAAACGAAACCUGUGUGAGAUCCCUGUUAUACACAGGAAACCUUGUGCCUUAUAUGUGCUUGUAACCACCUGUUUCAAUUCAACCAGAUGUCUCCUGAUCCAAUUUCAAAACAAAGUGAGAGCUAUGGUAAACUUACUUGCAUACAAGGGGCGGAUAAAAUAAUGAACACACCACAUAAAAAUUAAGAAAUUAUUUUGCACCUGGAAACGUGACUCGUUACUUUUUAUUACCAAUUAAGUUUGUGCCUGCUAUUAAAGGGAUACUGUGGCCAGGGGUGCCCAAAAUGUAGAUCACAAGAUGUUAUAGAACUACAACUCCGUUCAUGCUUUGCAUGCAUUUUUAGAAAGACAAAGCUUCAUGGAAGCUGUAGUUUUAAAACAUCUGGUGAUCUACCUUUUGGCAUCUUAUUUAGGUUUUUCCUGCAGUCCUGCCCCUCUUACUUCCCAGCUCCCAUACUGUGACAUCACGCACACGUGUCACAGUCAGCCAUAGAGAAUCAUUGUAGGUGCUCUAUGAGGAGCAUUGGAUUGGCCCAUAUGCAACCCGAGGAGGAGGUCACAGCUGCACCAUGGGAGACUUGACACUGGGGAAAGGGGAGUAAUUUUUUUAUUUAUUUUUUUAAUAGACUUGGUGGGGGCAGAAUAAGGAGCAUCAGGAAUAUAAUGUUUGGAAUACAUACAUGUGCUUCUUUAAAGAGGUUAAUAAUUUGUGUUUUAAAUGUGAGUUUAAAAAUUACAACACAAGUCAAUAAGAUUGAAAAAUGGAUAUGACAAGGGAAACAUUUCUAAAAACGUACAUAUGUCACACAUGCCAAAACUCAUCCUUAUGAAUAGGCAGACAUUCAAAGGAUGUGAUAAACCUUUAAUAUGAAACGCUUUGAGGCUUGACAAAUACCACAAUCCAGUUCAGGUAGAGCCACAUUGCAAACGGAAAGGAGAAAUAGAAACAUUGAGGAUAAAAAGGAGUGGAUUUCUACAUUUUAUUUUCC
Pelobates cultripes (western spadefoot toad) is the source of this 60554-nucleotide messenger RNA. NCBI's taxonomy places the organism in Eukaryota, Metazoa, Chordata, Amphibia, Anura, Pelobatidae. The record is from the annotation of a GenBank genome assembly.